Messenger RNA from Pelobates cultripes (western spadefoot toad), 58580 nucleotides. Lineage: Eukaryota; Metazoa; Chordata; Amphibia; Anura; Pelobatidae. The record is from the annotation of a GenBank genome assembly.
AUGGAAGUGUCUUUUAGUUCUGACUCAGAUGAAGACGAAAUUACUGAAGAAGAACUUGACAAAUUAAAAGAGGCCGUAGAAGAGAAAAAGAAGCUGAUUGCUACAAUAAGAAACAAACCUUGGAAGAUGAAACAGAAAUUGGAGGUUCUCAAGUAAGUGCUUCCUCAGCUGGUACUGUAUAUUUAUAUUUAGCAAUAGAUAGCAAUUAACAUAUCUGCUAGUGACUUCAACCAACAAAAUAGAGAAGUAUGAAACAGUUAUAAAUAUGCAAUUUGAUGUUGUUACAAUAAAAGGGAUUCUCCAGUGCCAGGAAAACAUGUUAGUGGAAAUUACUGGCCAUGAGAAUUAGUUUAUGCUAAUGAUAUUCAUUUUACUGAAUAAAUUGCUGCCCAUUGCUAGUGAGGAACCCAGUGCAAUCACCAGAGACUUACGAUGAAAUAGAGAAUUGCACUACAAGCAAUGUCUUCUUCUCAUGAAUGGUACAUCCCUGUCUUCAAAUUACAGAGACUGAAGAUAUGAUAGCAACCGAUCAGGAGUAGGAAGAUCUGUAUUUAAUGAGAUACUGAUUUCUACUAUUAACAGAAUUGGGUACCAAGGUCAGUUAAGGGGCACUGACAAUCAUUAUAUGGUACUUUGCUAUGAGAGAAUGAUUUGAAAAGAAACAUUUGGUGUAUAUCAUGAGAAAUGUACUGUCUAGGUUGUGGAUAUUUUCAUAUUGCAAAAGUGCAGGUUAGAAAAAUAAGUAGUAAACUAUUUUAAAUAAUUGAGAUUUGAGGUUCUUCACAGUAAAGACAGUGAAGAAAGAAGACUACUGGAAUAUGGCAAGAAGUGGUCUUAGGUCAUAAUAAGGAAGGGAUAAGAAGUAAUGUUCUGGAAAUAAGGGAAUAGAUGCAAGAGGUAGCAGCUUUGGAGAACUUGUUUUGGUGGUUAACUAAUGGAAGGCUUUAGAGAGUUUCCCUUCUGCACCACCUCCACCAGAUACAUGACGCUUGGGAGGUAUGACUGUUUUAGUGUUUUCUAUUGAUAUGGUUUUGUAAUUAGGCCUGUCAUAAUUGUCAGAACCAGGCCCAAUUGGCUCUUAAUCUGGCCCUGCUUAUCAAUGUUUGAUGUUGAGCACUAACUUCACAAACUGUUUUUAUAAAUGAUUAUUUACUUUGUUCACAAUGUAGAUCAUUAUAAAACAUUUAAUAAUUGUUACUAUGUUCUCACUGUGCUUAUCAAUUGUUUUCUGUUAGUCUAUUUAGGCAAAUUCAAAUUAUACAUAAUUAGUCAGGAAACACUGAAAUAAGCAAGUUAUAAAAACUUGCAAAUCACACACAGAAGAGAAAAUAGCACAGUCAGUAAAAAAGGGGGACAAAACAUUUUUUAGAUACAUAUAUGAGAAAAGAAAAGUAAAACAAGGAUUAGUUAGAUUAAAAACAAAAGAAGGAAGGUAUGUAGAAGAGCUAGCUGACUGCCUCAAUUAAUAUUUUUGUUCAGUAUUUGCAGAUGAAAAUGAAGGAAAGGGGCCUCAGUUAGGAAAAAGGACAAAUAAGUAAUUUAUUACAUGUGAGUUUACAGAGGAAGAGGUUCUAUUUCAACUGUCAAAAGUAAAGACAAAUAAGUAAAUGGGACCUGAUGGCAUACACCCAAAGUUAUUAAAUGAGCUUAGUGGUGUACUAGCAAAACCAUUAACAGAUUUAUUUAACCAAUCAUUGUUAGCAGGAGUAGUCCCAAAAGAUUGAAAGGUAGUAGGGAGAAGUCGGGCAACUAUAGGCCAGUAAGCCUUACUUCAGUAAUGGAAAAGUAAUGAAAACCAUGUUGUGCCCAUUCACAAGAAAGGUACUAGGGAGUAAUGAAAACCAUGUUAAAGGAUAGACUUGUUGAACAUCUUAAAUCACAUGGAUUUCAAGAUCAAAGACAACAUGGGUUUACUUCAGGGAGAUCGUGCCAAACUAAUCGUAUUGAUUUUUUUGAUUGGGUAACUAAAAUAACAGAUCAGAGUGGUGCAGUAGACAUUGCUUACCUAGAUUUCAGUAAGGCUUUUGACACUGUUGCACAUAGAAGGCUUAUCAAUACACUGCAAUCUUUAAGUUUGUAUUCCAAUAUUGUUGAAUGGGUAAGGCAGUGACUGAGUGACAGGCAACAGAGGGUUGUUGUCAAUGGAGUAUAUUUGAAGCAUGGGCUUGUCACCAGUGGGGUACCACAGGGAUCUGUACUUGGACCCAUUCUCUUUAAUAUUUUUAUUAGUGAUAUUGCAGAAGGUCUUGAUGGUAAGGUAUGUCUUUUUGCUGAUGAUACUAAGAUAUGUAACAGGGUUGAUGUUCCAGGAGGGGUAAGCCAAAUGGCAAAUGAUUUAGGUAAACUAGAAAUAUGGUCAGAAUUGUGGCAACUGACAUUUAAUGUGGAUAAGUGCAAGAUAAUGCAUCUUGGACAUAAAAACCCAAGGGCAGAGUACAGAAUAUUUGAGAGAGUCCUAACCUCAACAUCUGAGGAAAGGGAUUUACGGGUAAUUAUUUCAGUUGACUUAAAGGUAGGAAGACAAUGUAAUAGAGCAGCAAGAAAUUAAAGCAGAAUGCUUGGUUGUAUAGGGAGAGGUAUUAGCCGUAGAAAGAGGGAAAUGCUCAUGCCAUUGUACAGAAUUCUGGUGAGACCGCACUUGGAGUAUUGUACGCAGUACUGGAGACCGUAUCUCCAGAAGGAUAUUGAUACUUUAGAGAGAGUUCAGAGAAGGGCUACUAAACUGGUUCAUGGAUUGCAGGAUAAAACUUACAAGGAAAGGUUAAAGGAACUUAACAUGUAUAGCUUGGAGGAAAGAUGAGACGGGGGGAUAUGAUAGAAACAUUUAAAUACAUAAAGGGAAUCAACACAGUAAAGGAGGAGACUAUAUUUAAAAGAAGAAAAACCACCACAGCAAGAGGACAUAGUCUUAAAUUAGAGGGGCAAAGGUUUAAAAAUAAUAUCAUGAAGUAUUACUUUACUGAGAGGGCAGUGUAUGCAUGGAAUAGCGUUCCAGCUGAAGUGGUAGAGGUUAACACAGUAAAGGAGUUUAAACAUGCGUGGGAUAGGCAUAAGUCUAUCCUAACUAUAAGAUAAGGCCAGGGACUAAUGAAACUAUUUAGAAAAUUGGGCAGACUAGAUGGGCCGAAUGGUUCUUAUCUGUCGUCACAUUCUAUGAUUCUAUGUUACUUGUAAAGCACUCAGAGGCCCUGGGUUGGAGUCUUUUGCUGGCACCCUCCAGAAUGUUUUUUAAAUAGUUCAUCUAUUCCCUAUUUUUCUUCUACUUCCUAACUCUCUUGUGUGUGUCACAUUGACUCAUUGUGUGUGUCUUCAUAUCCCAGUUACACUCUUGUGUUUCUCUUCUUCUCCUUUCACCCCCUUUUGUUUCUCUGCUUUCCUUUGUGCCUUAUCUCAGUUUAUGUCUGUCCUUUCCCAAUUAAUUUCUUCUGUGUCUCUCCUUACCCUUAUAUGUAUCUCCUUACUUGGUCUCAUACUGUAGCAUGCUAGGGGAAUUGAGAGAGGCUGUGUAUGAUAUUUAAUGAAAUUAAUCUUGUGGCAUGCAAACACUUCAAUCCACACUUAAUCUCCCGAAUCUUGCUGAUAUCUCCGAAACCUACCAUCUAAUUUCACUGAUUUAUUCCCUGUCUGCCAGUCAACCCCUUGAUUUUUCCUUGCCAACUCCUAACUUCACUAAACUCUGAAAGCCUGGCAUAUAACCAACAUAAUCCUUCCCCAAUCUGGUACACAACUUCCUUAUUCCCUUACUCUGUGGAGUAAUCUCAAUAAUAGCUCUUCAAUUUGACACACAACCUUUCUAACCCACUAACACAUUGUUAUGCUCCCCCUUAACCACCUGCUCACCUUCCUAAUCAAACAGACUUUUUUUCUCUUAUCCUUCUUCCAUAAAAUCCUUUACCCAUAUUCCCAUCAUUUUACCCCUACCUUACAGAUUCUGUAAAUCCCUUAACCCAGCCUUUGCAAAAUAUUUUAAGUUCCUAAUAUAUACUGUGUAUGUACUUUAGAUAUUAUGAGGGGAAACAUUCAGCCAACUUUAGUACAACCACAGGUGAGCAAGAGACAGCCACUGAAGUCUGAGCAAAUAAAAAGUUGAUAGUGAAGGGGGUAAUCGAACAUACAGUGUCAUGUGUAAUGUGUAUUUGGCAGGUUCUUGGCUUUUGAUUCAUAAAGUACAAUGUGGGUCAGUGCAUUUAAAUUUGGUUCACCUUUUAAUUCAAUUGCAUUGAUAUGUAGCACAUUUGUAUAUUGUUGUUGCAUAUUUUAGGGAUGCGCAGGAGUUUGUCGAGAAAUUUGAAGGGGCACUUGGUAAAGGAAAGGGGAAAAGGUUUUAUGCCUACAAAGUCAUGAUGCUAAAAGUAAGUCCUUUAUUUUAUUUUUAAUGUGAUGCUACAUUCCUAUCACUGUGUACAUUACCCACUCAGACAGUAUAUGUGCCAUUCAGUCACAUCCAUAUUUUUAUACCUAAUCAGCCCUGAGAUAAAAACAUUAAUGAUCUCCAAUUAUUUAGUUUCAAUAUUUAAUUAAUUAUACAAUUAAGCCAUACAUGUCACUACCUGUUGUAGUACUUUGUACUAAAUACUAUGUCGCAGUGGGUGGUUAAAUUUUGUGAAUAGGAUUGUGUGCCGGGAGGGGGUGGAGCGAUGAGGUAACAUGCGUAGUGUGCGUCCUCGUGGAAUGCGGCUGAGGGGGCGAUCGAGGGAGCCGACCAAGAACUGAAAGGAUGGCUCGAUCUACAUGGCAUGCUACUUUGGGGCUUUACAGAUCCCCACAUAACGACCAAAGAGGACCCGAUGCUGGGCUAAGAAGAAGGGAGCUAUUUACCUUUGUGCUUGACAGAGCUAUGCAAUACAGCUAACUCCUCCAUGAAUAAAGACAGCAGGAGGAAAUAAACCAGAUCCAGAGUGUAUUUCAAAACGCUAAGUGCCCAAUGAUAUUAAAAUGCAUGUGUAGAGUCAGUAGCGAAAUGUAAAAAUAAUGCAGUUUAAAUUUGUGGUCAGUUGAAUACUUAAGACCCUUGAGAAAGAGGGGAAAAUGUCGGACAACAUAAAGAUCAGAACUCAGUGGGCAAUAUAUGAUUUAAAGUUCAUUCAACCUUGCCCACAGUGCUGAGCUAAUUUCCUGACCUUUGUUAAGCCGGUUGUGUUAAUUUUCCUCUUGGUUUUUGUUUGACUUUUUUAAAAUAUUUUUUAAACUUAUUUAUUUUUUGGUUUGGUUUUUCUCUCUUGCUGUUCCUCCCAGCCCCCUUGUACUCCGUCCUUAUUUUUUCUAUUUUUCGUACUGAAUUCACUACUCUAUUAAAGCAGGAAUAAGUGAACGUGAAAUAGAAAAAGAAAGAUAAAAUAUAACGGAGUAUAAAAGUGGAGACAAGAAGGCAGGUAGGAAGGUGAAGAGGAAAAGGGGUCCAGAAAGAAAUGUUAAGGACAAAAGGAAUAUCAUACCAAAAUCAAAGAUAGCACUAUUCCAAAGAGUUUAUUAUUUCUAGAGAGAGAGUAAAUAAAGCAAUAAACAAAAUGGCUACUAAAAAGACACAACAUGGCAUGCAUUUGAAAAAAGAAAAGAAACUCGAAAACAAAACAGAAAAACGCCUUUAUUUUUUUUCACCACAUCCUCCAGGUAAUAAGUCAAACCUGGAGGAAUCUCUCCUGUCAAAUAUCCCAAUAGAGGGAUAUAUUAAUAAAGGAUAAACUGAGGAAAAUCAAGAGUCAAGAGAAAGAAAAAAUGAAUAUGACCACCUACUCAGGCACCUUGAUACAUAAUUUGGGAAAUUAAGAGAAGAAAUUCAAGUUAAUACCCUGGACAUUAAGAAAGAACUGCUGACUCUUAAUCUACAAAUACAAGGGAUAGAAGAGAAAUUAAACGGGAUGGAAUACAAGAAAAAGUCCACAAAGAAGAACACCUGGCACUAGAAAAAAAAUAUCUGACAUGGAGAACAAACUGAUAAACCUGGAAGAUAGGUCAAGAUGGAACAACUUAAGAAUCUCUGGGAAGGAGAGUCUAGGAAAUUGAUUAAGUACACAGGUAACAAGUUAAGCAAUGCACGAAGUGAAGUAUAAUUACCCUCAUAUAAAGGUCCACAGUAAUUAAGAACGAAAUAAUACAAAAAUGCACACUAAAUAAACAUUAAGAACAAAAGGAAGAUAUAGUGACACAGAAAGGUACACACCUACACAAGGAAAACAAAAAAAGGGAAACAGAAAGGGGACAGAAAAAGAGGAAGGAAAAAAAGAAAAGAAAUGAAAUAUUUAAUAGAGAGGUUAGAUUAGUUAUAAUAUACGUUUUGCAUGAUGAGGAAAUAAAGUAAUAGUGAGUAGAAACACUUAUAUAAUGAUUGAGUCAAUAAUAAGCUGAAAGGUGUUCGUGGUUUAGAUUAGUGGGGUCUUCUUUUGUCCCUACUCCUUUCCAUUAGUUUUUUUUCCAGGAGUGCCUUACGGUUGGCCCUCCAUAGAUCAUAUACCCUCAGCACGCUUUUUUCCACACGACAUGUGGGACCCAUUCCGAGUAAUGUUCUGUAUUACUUGAGACACUGUAUGGCGGGUUUUUUUGCAAUACAAAAUUUAUGUCUUAGAUUGAUUAAACAUUUUUGGAAAAACCCGUCGUAUUUUUAUGUAAACACAAAUAAAGAUUGUUUUCUUGUUUUUAAUAAAUCCACAGUAAUUUUUGGAGAGAGAGAGCCCCGAGAACUGAUAGAAAACUGUAAUUUAACUUAAAUUCAAUAAAUGCCCGCAGGAUCAACACACCCUGUAAAAGGUCUAUAAUUUUAGAUUUCUUGACAACAUUGGGUACAAAUCUGUGCCCUUCAAGAAACCCACUGGAUAAAAUCCAAUAAAAAUAAAAUAGGUUCAACAAGAUACCCCAUCAUUACAAGUGUGGCUUUGAAAAAAAAAAAGAAAAAAAAAAGUGUGACAUUAAUGUUAGAAGUUUUUUUCCCCUAAAUAUUGAACAUGAAGGAACUAGACCCAGAAGGCCGAUACAUCAUUUUAGUAUGUGAAAUAAACAAUAAACUAUUCACAAUAGCUAACAUCUACACACCAAACAAAUCUACAAUAAACUUUAUUACAAAUGCCUUUAAGAAAAUUGAGCAGAUUAAACAAGGAUUGAUACUAAUUAAGGGGAACUUCAACUGCGUAGUUGACCCUCUGAAAGAUAGAAAGAGCCUAACUGAAUAACCGAAAGAGUAGGAAAGCAAGUGAGAAUAGCAUGUAAAAUUUACUGAAUAAUUAUAAUUUGAGAGAUAUAUGGAGAACAUUUCAUCCCUCUGAUCUAGAUUAUACAUGCUAUUCUAGAACAAUUAACUCUUAUUACAGAAAAAAUUCUUUUGGAAAACGUGACCAUGCUAUAUCUAGUUAAAAGAAUAGAGAUACAUGAUAUAGCAUGGUCAGAUAACAGCCGUAUUAUGUUAGAAUAUAAAGACACUUUCUGAAAAGACUGGCGUUUAAAAGAUGAUAUACUACAUAAAAUGAAUAAUGUUGAAGAGAUUAAGAAAAUACCCAAUCUUUUCUUUUUAGAAAAUAAAAAUAAAGGCACACCAGAUAUCACAGUCUCGUGUGCUUAUAAAAGCGUAGUUAGAGGACACAUGAUAAAAAUGGCAUCCAACGCAAAUAAAAAAGGAAUACCGCCUCUUUUCAAGCUAUAUAUAUAACACUAAGUCAUUACAAAAAGCAGAAUAAAAUAACACCCUGCACACAAAUAGCAAGGAAGAUUGCAGAAACAGAAAAACAGAUGAACAACCAGUUAAGAACUGGCUUGUUGCCCUUACAAUCUAAGUGGUAUCUAAAGGGCAACAAGCCAGAAGCACUAAUGACUAAUAAACUGAAAAAAGAGAAACAUAAUAGAGUAAUAUAUAAAAUAAAAGAUAAAGAAACUUAUUUAACCCCUUAAGGAUGGCGGGCGUUCUAUGCUGUCCUUUUUUGGCUGGUCCAAAAUGCCGGGGGCGGCAUAGAAAAUCCCGCCAAUCCCACCUUGGUGGUUGCGAUCCAGGGGGCUGCCUGGGAGCCCACUCAGCCCCCUUCUGCAUGAUCUGGCCCUCCAGGGCCAUGUGAUCGCAGGGUCCUUGCGGUCACAUGGCCGGAAUAGCCUGCUCAUGAAGUGUGCUCUCAGGCUGUCCCCCUGCUGACAGCAAAAAAGUUUUAAAAGUUAGUAAAAGUUAAAAAAAGUUUAAUAAAGUAAAUUAAGGUACUUAGAUCAUAUAUAUGAUCUAAGUACUUUUAUAUGCACAUACUCACACAUAGACUAUUAUUCUAAGUGUAUUUUAAUAAAAUUAAAAUAUAUAUUUAAAUUCUACAUAUAUAUUUAUAUAAUAUUUUUACAUUAUUAAGUCAUUUAAUUAAUUACUGUUUGAGGGACUUGCCUGACAACCCAGGCAGAAAGUCCAGAGAAUAUGGUUCGCAAACCCUCUAUUUAACCCUGUAACUUUCCAAGAAACCAUAAAACCUGUACAUAGGAGGGUACUGUUUUACUCAGGAGACUUCGCUGAACACAAAUAAUAGUGUUUCAAAACUGUUAAACAAUGAUAUUGUCUGUCAAAGUGCAUUUUCUUGCAUUUUUCAAACACAAGUACCCACCAUGUACAGGUUUUAUGGUGUUUUCAAACGUUACAGAGUGUAAUAUAAGAAUUGUACUUCCAUUUUUUCACAUACAAAUUUGCCAAAUUGGUUAUGUUGCCUUUGAGACCGUAUGGUAGCCCAGGAAUGAGAAUUACUUCCAUGAUGGCAUACCAUUUGCAAAAGUAGACAACCCAAGGUAUUGCAAAUAGGGUAUGUUGAGUCUUUUUAGUAGCCACUUAGUCACAAACACUGACCAUAAUUAGCGUUCAAAUCUGUUUUUUGCAUUUUUCACACACAUACAAAUUAAAAUGCUAACUUGACCAGUGUUUGUGACUAAGUGGCUACUAAAAAAGACUGGCCAUACCCCAUUUGUAAUACCUUGGGUUGUCUACUUUUGCAAAUGGUAUACUAUCAUGGGUUAAUUUUCAUUCCUGGGUUACCAGACGGUCUCAAAUGCAACAUAACAAGUCUGGCAAAUUUCAAUGUGUAUAAACUAAGAAAUGUAAUGUGCUAAAUUGGACCCUGUAACUUUCCAAAACACUAUAAAACCUGUACUUGGGGGGUGCUAUUUUACUCAUGAGACUUCCCUGAAUAAAAAUAUGUGAAUUUUAUUGGAGGAACAGCUAACAGUAUUAUGAUAUUCACAGUUAAAAUGCCACGCAAAAAAAUUAAUUCUUAAUUUGUCACAUUUUUUUACAUUUUAUUCAUAUUAAAUAAUGUUUAAUAUAUAAAUAUUUGAUGUAACAUGAAAGUCCUGUUUCUCUUGAAAAGAGGGAUAUAUAUAUAUAUAUAUAUAUAUAUAUAUAUAUAUAAGUGUGGGUGCAUUUAAUAUGAAAGAGGUGAAUUACGCCUGAACAGACAUAUAGCACAAAUUCAAGGUUUUGUUUAUGUUUUGUUUUGAUCACAACUUGUACAACUGGCUCAGUCAUUAAGGGGUUAAUGGCCCCUGAAAAAAUAGGAAAAGCGUUUGAAAUUUUGUAUCGGGAUCUAUAUAACCUACCAGAAGAAAAUAUACGUCAGGGAAGAAGAGAUUGAGAAAUUUUUCCAAAACAUACAUAUAACAAAAAUUCUACCCGACCAUUUAAAAAUAAUAAAUCAACCCAUAACAGAAGUAGAGGUCAGUAAAUCAAUAGAUAAGCUUAAAAUAUAGACUGUUUCAGGCCUAGAUGGCUUUACAAAUACAUUUUAUAAACUAAUGAAAGAGCAACUAAAAGGAGAACUCUCUAAUAAUUUUAAUUAUAUAAUGAGAACAGGACCCUGUCCUGGAGAGUUCCUGAGAGUGAAUAUUUUCUAAUCAAUACCGAUAUUAAAAUUUUGUCUUCUAUUCUUGCUGAAAGAUUAAAAAUAGUUGUACCACAAUUAAUAAACAAUGAUCAAGUAGGAUUCAAGUCCUCAAUUAACAAAUAUUAUGCUUAUGCAGAUUGAUAACAGACUUAGAACCAGGGAAAUUUCCAGAAAUAGUCACUGGCACCUCGUUUCUCCAAACCUAUUAUUCCUGACCUUUCUGUACAGUCUGAACCCGAACCUAUGCAGUUAGGGGUCACUAGACUGUCAGAGGCAGAGAGACAGUAUAGGAGAAAGGAGGGCCUGUGUUUAUAAUGCGGUAAAAAAGGACACAUGAGAAGUGCUUGUCUCAUACGUCCGGAAAACUUCCGCACCUAAGAACCUUAUGGGAACAAGUUAGGUGUGAUGGAUACGUCUUCUAGUAAUAACCAAAAUAGAUUUCUGUUUGAUAUUAAAGCCCUUUGCAACAAGAAAAGCUUUUCAUGCAAAGCCCUUAUGGGCUCAGGUGUGGCAGGAAGCUUCAUUGUCAUACAUUUUGUUAAAAACAUUUAGUACCUAUCAAGGAGAGAUCAUCACCUCUGGCCAUUGAGGCUAUUGAUGGAAGACCUCUCUCUCAACCCUUGAUUACCCACGAAACAUUGCCUAUUAACAUUUCCAUAGGAGCUUUACACAAGAAAAACAUAACAUUCCAGAUAAUUGCUUCUCCUUCUUCUCCCAUCAUAUUAGGAUUUCCUUGGCUCAUUAAGCACCAUAUUUAUUGACUGGGCAAAGGGGAAAUACUGGAGUGGGCUAAAGAUUGUAUAGAGAGAUGUGUGUUACCCAUUACCAAAAGAGUAGGCAUCGUUACUUUGCCCAAUACUAUGCCUCAGGCCUCCGAAAAUCCCAUACAAUACUGGGAGGUUAAGGAGGUAUUCAGUAAAAGUUAGACUGAUAUACUACCUCUUCACAGAUCAUAUGAUUGCUCCAUAAAUCUGUUACCGGGCGCUAUGCCCUCUAAGGGGGCAGUGUAUGCCUUAUCUCCCUAGGAGAGUAGAAUCGUGGAUGAGUAAAUCAAGGAUUACCUAAGUAAGGGCCACAUACAUAAAUUAUCCUCACCUGCUGGUGCAGGGUUCUUUUUUGUAUCUAAAAAAGAUGGAGAAUUACGCCCAUACAUUUAUUACAGGGCAUUAAAUAAGAUCACCAUAAAAAAUGCCUAUCCCAUUGCCCUCAUCUCCAAAUUGUUUGACAGACUCCAGGGUGCAAAAGUAUUUACUAAACUUGACCUCAGGAGUGCGUAUAAUUUGGUAAGAAUUAAGGAAGGUCAUCAGUGGAAAACGGCAUUUAACACUACGUAGAAGUGGGCACUAUGAGUACCUGGUCAUACCCUUCGGGUUAUGCAAUGUUCCGGCCGUAUUUCAGGAUUUUAUUAAUGAUGUGCUCAGAGACUAUAUUUAUUCAUUUGUUCUAGUACACCUGGAUGAUAUCCUUAUUUAUUCCCCUGAUCUUCAGACUCACCACAAACAUGUCAAACAAGUGUUGCAAACCUUGCUUAAGAUUAGACUUUAUUGCAAACUUGAAAAAUGCAUCUUUGACCAGACUGAGGUACAGUUUUUUUGGGUAUAAUAUUUCCGCCUCUGGUUUUCAUAUGGAUCCUCAUAAACUAAAAGCUGUUCUACAUUGGCCAUUGCAAAAUGGGCUAAAAGCCUUUCAAAGGUUUAUUGGUUUUGCUAAUUACUGCAGGAGAAUUAUCAAAGGGCUCUCUUCUAUGAUAGCCCCUAUAACCAAUAUGACACGUAAGGGGGCUAGUUGUACAAUAUGGUCUAAGGAAGCUAGAGAAGCUUUUGAACUUCUUAAAAUUUUUUUGCUUCAGCUAUAAUUUUGGUACAUCUUGACACUAGCAAAACCUUCAUACUGGAGGUUGAUGCCUCCGAAACUGGGGUAGGGGCUGUUCUUUCUCAGAGGGAGAGUCAGUAUACCCCUUUGCAUCAGUGUGGGUACUUCUCUAGAAAGUUGUCUCCAGCAGAGCGUAAUUAUGAUAUUGGUAACAGAGAACUGUUGGCCAUUAUACUAGCACUUAAAGAAUGGCGACAUCUUUUAGAGGGUUCCAAGGACCCCCUUUUGAUCAUAAAUGACCAUAAAAAUUUGGCAUAUAUCGGUGAUGCUGAACGACUGUCUUCUAGACAGGCUAGAUGGUCUUUGUUCUUAUCUCGCUGUAACUUUCUCAUAACUUACAGACCUGGUCCCAAAAAUGUUAAAGCUGACGCCUCAUCUAGACAGUUUUACAAUGAAUCAGAACAAGAACAAGGGACAUCACCUAUUGUUCCACCUGAGUGUACCAUUGCUUCCACUGUUUUUUCCUUAUCUUUACCUCUGCUUGGUGCUAUCAUAGAGGCUCAAUUCCAGGCACCUUGCAAUAAACCUCCAGAUAAAUUGUUUGUUCCAUUGAUCGAAAGAGAGAAGGUAAAGAAGGUAUUCCACAACAAUGUGACUGCUGGGCAUCCAGGUAUUAAAAGUCCACAUCCGCUAUCCUGGGAUCAUUUUGGUGGGAUUUACUUAGGAAAGAUGUCAAGGAAUAUGUGCAGGCCUGUUCAGUAUGUGCAGUUACAAAGGUUCCUCAUAAACUCCCUUGUGGAUUGUUGCAUCCGCUUCCUGUAUUUAGUGUUCCAUGGUCUCAUUUGUCCAUGGAUUUCAUCGUGGAACGUCCUAGUUCUAAUGGUUAUACCACAAUCCAUAUGGUGGUUGACAGCUUUUCCAAGAUGGCUCAUUUUGUUUCUCUCAAAAAAUUGCUUUCCUCUCAAGACCUGGUUCUUAUCUUUAUACGAGACAUUGUAAGACUACAUGGUAUUCCUCAAAAUAUUUUAUCUGACAGAGAUUCUCAGUUUGUAUCUAGAUUUUGGAGGGCUUUCAAUAAACAGUUGGGUACUGAACUGUCAUUUUCUUCUUCUUACCAUCCCCAAACCAAUGACAUGGCUGAGAGGGCUAACCAGUCAUUGGAAAUGUAUUUGCAUUGUUUUGUUAAUGGCACUCAAGAUAACUGGUCCGAACUGCUACCAUGGGCCGAGUUUGCAGAAACAAUGCUACCCAUGACUAUUCCGGACAUAGUCUAUUCUUUGUUAAUAAUGGUCGUCAUCCUUCUGUUCUACUGGCUGUUUUCUCUGAUAUAGCUAUCCCCGCUGUGGAUGAUCACCUCGCUUCUAUUCGUGAAAUGUGGACCAAACUUUGUUGUUUCGUGCUGAUAAACGUCGGGGUGCUAACCCUGUUUACCAGGUGGGUGAGAGGGUGUGGUUAUCAUCGCGCAACAUCAAACUAAAAGUUCCUAGCAUGAAAUGUACCCCCUAGAUUCCUUGGUCCAUUUCGUAUAAUUCAGAGAAUAAACUGUUUUAUAUUCUCUGGCGCUUCCUGCCUCCUUACGUAUUCCUAAUAUGUUUCAUGUUUCUUUACUCAAACCGCUUAUGUGCAAUAAGUAUACUGUCCCUAGUGUGCCCCCUCCUCCAUUGGUUGUUUCUGAACAGGAGGAGUAUGAAGUCUCCUCCAUAACCGAUUCCAGAUUUUCUCAUGGUUCUUUACAAUGUUUGGUUCAUUGGAGGGUGUAUGGGCCUGCCAAGCGUUCUUGGGUUCCAGCUUCCUACAUAAAUGCUUGCCGCAUGAUUCGUUCUUUCCACACCAAGUUUCCUCUUAAACCUGGUCCUGCCUGCCCUGUCGGCGAUCUUCAGAUGGGGGUUAUGUAACAUAUUCUUCCUCACCUUGUGCCAUUCAGCAGCUAUGCGCCAGUAUACCUGACUCAUGAAACAUGUUGGUGGACAUCGGCCGCUGAGAAUCAACGCUGUUUUAUAGCCCAAUGUCUGCCCAUGGCAAUAACGACGUCAACGUGCGUGUGACGUAACGCAAACGACGCACACGCACGUUCUGGUGUCAAAGGCCAGUUACGGCAAAUCGGAUGCAUAGGAGGUUUAUUUAAACACAUUUUUACUUCUUCUCAUUGCCCUGUCAUGGUUUCCCUUAGUAGGUUAUCCGAGAGUGUGUUCCUGAGCGUUUAUUUCUGGUUAAUGACUUUGGCUUCAUUUUGACUUUCUGGUUUCUUGACUUCUGUUUCCCUGACCUCGGCAAGUAUUCUGACUAUUUUCUUGUACGUUAAGUCCGGCCAUACCGUUACCGUUAGUCCUAGGUGUGAUAUAAUCUACUAGUAAUCCUGACACAUUUGUUGGCAAUGUGUAUCCAUAAAUACAUUUUGGAAAGAUGUAAUCAAUGUAAUAUAUCAAAUAACAGAAAUGAAACUAGUCUUAAAGCCUGAAGUGGUCCUGUUAAACCUGAAGUGGCCUAAAAUGACAAAAAAAAAGUACUAAUGAUAACGUUGCAUAUCAUCACGGCAGCUAAACUACUGUUAGCACGAAAUUGGAAAACAGGGAAAAUCCCAUACAUUCAAGAAUUAAUAACAGAAGUCAUAUAGCAGGCAAAAAUGGAAUGGGGUAUAUUGGUGAACCUAGGAAAUAGAUACACUCAAAUAGAAGACUGGGACACAUGUAUUUAUAAAAUGGAAGCUAUAACUUAACAAUUAUCACAACCGAUUUAAAAGUUUAUCUUGUGUCCUCUCUCUUUUGCUGGCUCUUUUUUUUUUUGGUUAAAUGACAACAAACCAAGGCAAUAAUUAACAUCAUUACUCUCCUCUUUCCUUUACUUUUCACUCAACAUUUGACAUGUGUAUAGUUUACUUCUUGUUAUAGGGGUGAUGGAGAGGAAAAGGGAUAGGGAAAAAGAAGUAGAUACUAAAAAAAUGGGCAGAUUUACAGAAUUGUAAAAUUAAUUAUAUCACAUUAAGCUUAAGGUGUGCUCUCUCUCUCCAAGGAUAGACAGGGAAUGAAAGAUUCACAAACAAGAAUUUACAAUAGGAUUUAAGAAUCAGGGAAGGGGGAGGGGUUUUGGGUGGGAAGGAUUGGGGAGUUUAAUAGUAUAUAAAUAAUUAAGUGAAUCCCUUCUGUUUCCUUUCGUCUCUUACCACUAUAAAUUUAAGAAGUAAAGAAUGGAGAAUAUUAAGAAAGUAUGAGAGACCUAAGGUCUAGGAAGAGAAGGAGAUAGUGAGGAGAUAUUUAUGAUGACAAGAGUACCAAGGCCUGAAAUACAGAAGCACCAGCUAAAAAUAUACAAGGCAGGUACAAAUCUGAAAAAUAUAUAUAAAAUAUAAAAUAAAAAGAACACUUUUUUUUUGAGCCAAAACAUUACCUUAUCAGUUAUCAUGUGCCUGGACCUUUCUUUGUAUUAAUGGAAGAUUGAGAGUUAAAAAAGAAAAUGUUAUGACUCCUACUAUGUAUUGUGGAUAUGUGCAAUUCAUUUGUGUUUGCUAAAGAUGAUUAACACAUUAAAUCAGCACAUGUGAAGGCAGCAGGAUAGAUCUUAUGCAUUUUGCCCUAAGACUUUAAAGGCUUGAAAACACUUGAUACCUAUGGUACUAGGUCCAGUGGAUGUAGCAUCCCAUAAUUUUCUAUACAUUGGGCUAUGGGACUUGAAGACCCUAGCCCAGUAUGAUGUACUACCCUCCAAUCCACUCCAGAUGCCAGAAAGGAUACUGAGUGUUCAUUCAGUCCUUACACAUUGUACUAGCUAAAUUGCUUGUAAAUAUAUAGCCCAAAAAUAUUCCUAUACAUUUUUUUUUCUCAUCAGCAUAGUGACAAAGACUACAAAUUCCAUAGGCACCUGUGUGACGGACCGCCUGGCACCCCGACUAGGUACCACUGCCAAUCACUGCUUCCUAGUAUCACUGAGUACUUCCAAGCACUCCAUCAGAGACCCUUAGCCGCUGCAGCUUGGUUGGAGUCUCGCUGCCCUCCACCCACCCUGGACCCAAGUCAGGGAUUCACCUUCCAGUGGGUAGACCUCUCCUACUCCAGAGAGUAUAGCAGUAUAGCUCUUACAAGAGCUAGUGAUAUAGCUGGUAUAGCUGUUCCCUACAAUCACGAAACGAGGCUCUGUGUUGAGGGUGAAGUUGAACUGUUUAAUACAAGCAUGUCAAACUCAAAGUCUGGCACGGGCCACAAAAACAAAUGUUUAAGUUUAUGUGGGCCGCAAAAACAAAAUACCUUAAGUUUUCAUAGAAACGUAGGUUUAUUUUAAAAAGUACAGUAUAAAAAAAAUCUCAGCAUUCCCCUCUACUAAACCACAGCACCCCCUCUAUUAAAUCCCAGUCCUCCCCCCUCUACUAAAGCACAGCACCCUCCUGUACCACCCUGUGCCAAAUGAAAACCUGUGAAGGUGGAGCACGUAGAUGUCACUUGGCGUUGCGUGCAUCCAUGCACCUCCAGGUACUCCACUGUCCAGUCACAGCCAAUGCAACACUGACCAACACACACACACACACUCACAGACAGACACACACAGAAACUCACUGACAAACACACAUACUCACAGACAGACACACACAUACACUCACUGACAGACAGACACACACACACACACACACACACUGACAGACACACAUUCUUGCACUCACAUCAUUUAAUUUAUUCUUUCCUACCUUUUGGAGCUGGUGUGGGGAUCUUCUGUCUGGCGAUCUCCUUCCUGCUCCUCGCGCGGUUUAAUGAUGCCGGGUGCUGGAAUAUGAUGUCAUAUUCCAGCGCCCGGCUUCACUACAGACAGCGCGUGCGAGGGACCAGUGAGGAGCAGGAACACUGAGCUCCCUCGCUGGCCCUCCUCCGUGGCUGGGUAAGUGUUAGCAGAAUAGGCACCUGCAAUUUGGGGAAAGCAGGCGCCUACUCUGCUAUAACACCAGCAUGCACUCGUGGCUCGCCGGGCCGCAAAGAUGGUCCCUUGUGGGCCUCAUGCGGCCCAUUGGCCGCGAGUUUGACACGCUUGGUUUAAUGGCAGUCACGACUGGCCUUAUAUGCAAGGUGUUUUCCAGAACAUAUUCCCCACUGGAAAAAAAACACAGAAGUAGAUGUGGAUAUUCCCCACUGGACCUGAGAGGGAACUGUGACUAAGUACACACUGUAAUUACAUUGGCUCUCAGGUCCAGGACACUCCCACACAAAACAGGAUAAUCCCACAGAAAACAUAUAUUUUACAAUAACCCGAAAGGAUCCCCAAAACACAUGGAAACCAACAAAAGUCACAUCCUCUGAUAGCCCUGAUUGGAGGACCAACAUAUCCAAAAAUCACCCAGAUCGGUUCAGGGGGUUCGGGAUUUCCAUGGAAGUCAUAAUUUUGACUGACCGUGCACAUGGUCCUAUGCCAAAACAGUUCCAGGGAAUUGAGGCUAACAGUUGGUCUCUCUUUCUGGAGAGCAAAAGUACAUAAAUCACAUACGUUUUUAAAGGGCCCAUACUCUUUUUGCAGGAGGCUGGCAAGCAGGCCCCUCCAAGAACACGUGUCAGAGGCAUUUCUGCCACAACCUGUAUGCUAGGAAUUAUUUGAUUUGCCAGUACUUUAGAGGCUGCAUGUGUCAUUUCCCUAUCUAAGGCCCCCUAACAGUCUCAUUUUCUGUAGGACAGUCCUGAUUUCAGGGUCCUGUCUUGUCAUCCUGAUUUUGUUCCAUGGUGGCCCACGUAUAGACACCAGAGAACUGUAUUUAGCCAGCACAGCUGUGCACAGGCACUAGGACCCUGCAGAGAGUGCUUAAGCAACAAUUUCCUGCAAAAUCCUGUGAACUGGGGGAAACCAGACAGGCCCUUUCUGUCUUUCAGUGUUUGCAUUCAGUGUUGUCCCUCCUGUUUGCAUACCUCCUGAUUUUGGGAGGUAUACUAUCUAAGCCUAGUGAUCAUGUUGUAGGAGACAGUAUACAACAGUGACUAAUGUUUAGCAUUGGCUAGUAGUGUAGGACUUUAAUUUAUUUUUACAUGAUAACUCAUUAUAGUUUCCCUCCAGCUUGUGGAGGUCUUACUGAAUCACAAUAUUGUAUUUAAGUAUUAGAAUGUGCUGCGUAUUUGUUUGUGUUUCACCCCAGUGCUGCAAACCUGUGCUUUGCUGCUUUGAGUAUAAUUACUAUUUUGAAAAUUGUUUGUAAUUUCUUUUUUUUUUUAAUGCUGGUUCUAGUGAGGGCUAUUAUAGUAUAUUUACAAAAUAAAAACAGUAAUCAUACAUAAAUCAGAAAAAAAGUGCAUGAACAAAUAGCCCUCUUACAAUAUUUUCAUAUAUUUUCUCAUAUAUCUUCUGCUUUAGAAAUGGAUGAAAUUUCAGAGAGACUUUGACAAUUUUAAAACUGCCUGUAUACCAUGGGAAAUGAAAAUAAAAGAAAUUGAAAGUAAGCUAUUUGAUUUUAUUUAUGAAUGUUGUUCUAUAAGCAGAGCUGUCAGUUCUCUGGAAAUUAUACCAUUGAUUAAAACAUUAAAAAUCACCUAUAACCUAAGAUGAAUUUAUCUAUCUAUCUAUCUAUCUAUCUAUCUAUCUAUCUAUCUAUCUAUCUAUCUAUCUAUCUAUCUAUCUAUCUAUCUAUCUGUCUAUCUGUCUCUCUGUAUGUCUUUCUCUAUACCAUGAAAACUGAUUAUUGUAAUUAGUAUCUCCUGUCACCCAUCUGCUCUUAGUGUUUCAUUUUGAAAUAUUAAAAUGUUUGUUUGUAUUUCCUCGUUUUUAUGCUUUUUUUUUUUAAAAUAAGCAGCUAUUAUAGUCUCAAUGAUAAAAAGAUGGAACAGCUAAUUCCAAUACACAAUUUUCUACGGCAUUUGCAAGGAAUUCAGGAUGCAAUUUUUGUUUUUAAUUUUCUGUAAAAAUAUUACUCUAUUUGAGAGAACUAUUUACCUAAAAGAACACUAUAUGGUCAGAAACACAAACAUGUAUUCCUAACCCUAUAGUGUUAUAACCACCAUAUAGUCCCCCUUGGUUCCCUCUUGCCUCCCUAAAUAUAGUAAAGUCAUACUCGUAUUCAAGCCUGCAGCUGCUGGCUCUGCCCAUGUCUGCUUUUGACCUGCCUGCCGUCUGCUGAUAUCAUCAGAAGUGGUGGUCUGAGCCAAUCACAAUGCUUCCCAAAGGAUAGGAUUGUCUGGGACAGUCAAGGAGGCAAAUCAGGGGCAGAGCCAGCACAAGUCAAACACAGUCCUGGUCAACCAGCAUCUCAUCAUAUAGAUGAAUUAAACCAAUGCAUCUCUAUGAGGAAAGUUCAGUGUCUGCAUGUAGAAGGUGGAGACACUUAAUGGUAGUGCUGAUCACUGUGCAGCACUGCCACAGGAUGCACCUCUAGUAGCCAUCUGAGGAGUGGCCAGUGGAGUUAUUGCUAGGCUGUAAUGUAAACACUGCAUUUUCUCUGAAAAGACAGUGUUUACAGCAAAAGCCUGAAGGUAAUGAUUCUACUCACCAGAACAAAUACAAUAAGAUGUAGUUGUUCUGGUGACUAUAGUGUCUCUUUAAUAGAGUGCAAAGUGAAUGUCAAAUUGAAAGCCAUAGCAGUCAAACUAGAACUAUGGCUGACUUGGACAAUGUUUUCAGUUUGGUUAUUUUGGCUUCAAAUCUGAAAUUCACUUUGAAUUCCAAAUAAUUCAAACUUUAAUGAAAAACACUUUGUUUCAUUCCCUUUUAUUGCAAAGAAAGCGAGGUAUAAUAAAUCGGAGGUAUUAUAUUCUAGUUGUAGAAAUAUAAUAAUUUCCUACUGUCUUCUUUAAACAAAAAAUAUAUUUAAAUAGGAACAACAUUUAAUUUGGCCAUCAAAAGACAGGAGGACAUUUAUUGUUUUGGGAUAAAAGAAUUCAACAUUCACACUUUUAAAAAUAGUUUUCUUUGUUGUUCAACUUAUAAUGUACAUAAAAAUAAUUUUCAUGUACUGACAAUUAAACCCUUACUUGUGAGAGGAGCUAAAAUUAGCAAAAUGCAUGAUUCAUUCCAUUUUAUGAAUCAUUGAAUCAAUAUUUUCCUAUGGGGAUUUUGAAGACGCUGGACAUCUUCAUGCAAAGCGUAAGACAUUGGCUGUCUUCUAGAGGUUGUCUAAAACUGUAAUGUUUUACAUUGCAGGAUUAAGGGGACAGGGACCCUGCACCCACACCACUUCAACAAGAUGAAGUGGUCUGGAUGCCUUUAGUGUUCCCUUAAUGGAAAACAUUCUGGGUACAUGAAUGAUUAUUGAGUUAAUGCAAAAUAGCACCACACAGAUCUUUAGAACAUAGUUUUGUCUAGAUCAUCAAAAAUAUCUAAUUAUAUACUUAAGCCUCCACUAUAUUAAACACAAUCUUUUGUUCUCAGGUCACUUUGGCUCAUCUGUAGCAUCUUAUUUUAUAUUUCUACGUUGGAUGUAUGGAAUUAAUAUGAUACUCUUUGGAUUGACAUUUGGCCUAGUCAUGGUGCCAGAGGUAAAACAUCCUUUUAUAGAGAAUAAAGACUUCACAGGCAGGCAUUUAUAAAUGCAUGUGAUGAUAAAAUACUACAGUUUUGUAUUAAUUUUGGCAUUCACUCCAUCUAGUCUCUGGUGUUAUAUCUCACCUUUAAUUAUCCACGGUUGUAUGGUCCAGACAAUGUUCUCCACUCUGAGCCAACUAAAAGGGGUAAAACCACUAAUAAAAUGUCAACACAAGCAAAAUGCAUAUUGAUUUACAAACCAACUUCUUCAAUAAAAUUAUUUGAACUGUUUUAGAUAGAAAAUUAAUGUAUAUAUGCAGUAUAUAUAUAUAUAUGUGAUACAUAAUAUUAUUUCCCACACAUGUUCCAUUGUUAUACAUCUACUACAUUAUACGACUUUAAAUUGGGUAAAAAAUGGUUAGGGCUGGGACUAGUGUUAGAAUGAUAGUUUUGAUUAGUGUUAAGGCUAUGUUUAGGAGUAAGCCUGAGGAGCCAAAACAGUGCAACAAUGUCUCCUCAGCUGAUCUCCUGACAUCUAUGAAUGGGAAGGAAGAGAUGCAUUUCUAUUAGAAUGUAUAUAGUGCCAACAUAUUCCUCCGUGCUUUACCGUUAUUGGGGAUAUUUGACAACAAGCAAUACAGAAUAUUAACAGUAACAAGAGGUGAAGAAGGCCAUACCCAAGAAAGUGUUAAGGGCAGCAGCUACAUAUCGCAGCUGCAGGGAAGAGUAGCAUCUACCAAUCUUUAGUCCAAUGGGACAUGUAUGUUCUGGUGAUGUAUUGAGAUUAAAAGAACCUUAAACCUAAGCCUAGCCUUAACCUUAGUCAUAACCUUAGACUUAACACCAACAAUAAAACUAACUUAGGCAUAAUCCAGCACUAACCCUAAGAAAAUAUCAAUAAUAAAGAUACCAACACUGAACAAUGCAUUAUAGUUUAUUACAAUGGCUUCAGAACCCCUUGAUUGCAUGCUUUUCCCAUAUCACCAUUAUGUAAUGUACUGUAAUAUUUAAAAAUAAAUAUUAUACCACUGGGUAUCUAUACAUCUAUCUGUGUAUGUCUGUAUUUCUUAUCACCAUUUUUGCCUUUUCUAUAAAUGUUUUCCUUUUUCUAUAUACAUAUUGUGUUGUUUAAUAUUGUGUUCAGUCUUCUACUACACUAUUACAGUCUUCUUUCAGAAUGUAUUGUGUUCUCCAGGCUUUAAUGGGGAAGCCCUAUGGUUCAAUGCCUAGAAAGACAGUCCCUAGAGCAGAGCAGCCCACUGCAAUGAAUUUUGCAACGCUUUGGGAUUUCAGUGUAAGUAUCAUGUGAUCUCAUUUGUAUACCUUCCAAAUAGGCUUAUUUAAAGUAACAAAAUCCAAGAGUUCCUCUUUCAUACUUUCAUACUUUGAUGCCCCUCGUUGGUAAAAUGGAGUUACAAUAUUGUGUAGCAUGUAUGAGCAUACCACAAAGAUCGAAAGCAAUAAUACAUACAAUUAUCUUCAGAAGGAACAAUUAUCUUACAGAGCAUGCCAGCAAUAAAUUGGAAACUAAUUUGUGUUCAAAUACAGUAAAUAUAUUCAUUUACUAACUGCCCAUGUACAUAAACAUGUACAUUUAAAGCAUACUGUUCUUGUUAUUAUACUGGGAAUAAUAUAUAUAUAUAUAUUUAUAUAUAUUAUACUCCCAGUAUAAUGACUUGUUUUGAUGUCUGGCAAAAAAAGAGCAGGGUUUUAGGUGCAGUUAUAAGCAGGAUCAACUUUUGCAAGGACACAAGUUGUUGUGGUUCUUUGAGUGUCCUUUUAAGACAUAACCUUACAAAGUGUCAAAUGAUGCAGUUUUACAAUUGAGAAAAACACAUAAUUUAGACAAUGAAACACUAUAUCUAUAUUUUCUUAGUAACUGAGCAUUAUUUUCUUUCAGGGAUUUGCACAGUACUCUGUCCUCUUCUAUGGCUACUACAACAGCCAAAGGACCAUUGGUUGGUUACAAUUUAGGUUGCCUCUUUCUUAUUUGCUUGUUGGAAUUGGAACCAUUGCAUACAGCUUCAUGGUAGUCAUCAGAACGUAAGUUAUAUUCAUAAUUAUUGAUAUGUAAAGUGUUCAUGAAAAGUGAAACUUGAGGAGCUCUGUGAUGUGUUUAGACUUUGAAGGGCAAGCAUAAGGGGCCUUCUUAGAGAAUAAUAAAAUAAAUGGAGACACUGCAGAGAUAGAGCAUUAACCCGAGAAAGUUGAUGUUAAAAAAAAAAAAAAAUGGAGGAAAUAACAAACUCUAAAUGAAGGGAAGAAUGGAUGGUGAGUAACACGAAAAAGAACAAUCAAGAAGUGAAGGUAAGUAUUUAUACCCAAGGCUGAACCACAAAAGCACUCAAAUUAAUUAAAUAGCCAUUACACUUGAAUAUAGUUGUUAUAAGAUCAUUACAAAAUAGAGACAACAUAAUAAACCGCAUGGCUACAUUUUUCAGUUUUCUGUGAGGCCAAAUUGACAUACAAAUUAAAAAAAAAAAGUGUAUUUUUUUGCCUUUGCCCAUGACUCAUUUGUACAAGAGCACAUUUUGCCUAAACUCCCAUAAUCCUAUAUAUAGUAAACGCAAAGCAUCUCACAGCAUUUUAAAUUAACAUACAACCAAAAUAUAGUAGGUCUCCUACCUGCAAUUAAACAGAUUACAACUGGAGGGGAUUUUAUUUUUAAAAAAGCGGUGGAACACUUUAAUCUUGUUUAAACAGUGAUUUUGAAAUGUGACAUUGUUAUGGAAUAGUAUAUAUACAAAAUAAGGAUGCACACUAUAUCAACUAACAAGCAAAAACUAUGAGAUAUAAGCAGACGCAGGUAUGGCUACAGACACCCUUGAGAAAGGCAGUUGGAGAGUUACUGAACCGUUGGUAGGAUUGGUGACUUGUGUUCUGUCCUUUUAGGCUUGUUUAUUGGUGAUAAUUACCUUUGUAUACAUGCCUUGAUUUUUUCCCUUUGUCUAUUUGUUUUGUUGACUUUGUAUUUAUGUAUACUUUCUUUGUCCUUUCUUGAAUAAAGGAUAUAUAAGUAAUUUUUACUUGUUAGUUGAUAUAGUGUGCAUCCUUAUUUUUGUAUUUAUAUGGUUUUCGAGAGCAUUUAAGGGAGUGCCUUAUGAGGUUUGCACCCCACGAUAAAAAAAAGCAUUUUAGGUAUAUCCUCCAUGUAUUAUGUUAUUGUAUUUUUUUUUUUUUAAUAGAACAUUACUGUACUGUUUUUUUUUUUUAAAAAUCAGUCCAAUAUACAUAUUCUUUUUUUGAUAUAUAUAUAUAAUAUCCUUCUAAAAUAAGGAUGCUUAGUAUUGUAAAAGACAAGGACUUCUACACAUGGUGGUUGCUUAGGACGCUUGCUCCACGAAGACUGAUACCAGUUGUGACAUAUUGCAACACGGAACCUGGAAGAACAGGAACGUACAAAUGGAAUGCACUAUGCGUUCCAAGAACCAGAUACAAUUACUGAGUGGAAACCCCAAGGAAGUGGAUUCAUGACAAUAGAUACGGUUAUUUAAACCCGAAGCGGACAAAAACAUACCAACUGAUAAAUCUGACUUAGGCUAAACAUGUUUUGGAUAUGGUAAGAUAUAUUUUAGCUAGACAAUAAAAGAGUAAAGAAAGGUAAUGCAAUUAUUAACCAUUAUGUAAUUAUGUAACUAUUAUUAAGCAGGGGGUAACCCCCAGUGAGACUGGUCACUAUGGAAUAAAUGAGAAGAAAAAAAAGAAGAACUGCCAGGAGGCAAGCGAGAAAUAAUAACUGUAUCGCUGGUGGAGUGGCAAAUAUCAACCAAAUAGGAUGGGUAUUUCUAAAAAUAAAACUUAACUUUUAAUAUAGUGAUUAAGAGGUGAAAUAAGUCACCACAACAGACAGAAAAGGAAAACAAAAUCCAAACAGAAAUAAUAAUAUACAUAUUUACAAUUUAAUGUCUGUAUAUGAAAAUCUGGUAGUUCUACCCAAAUAUAGGGAUAAUGAAUACAGAGUAAGGUAGUACAGGCUGUAGCUUUGUGAGUUCAGGAUAAUAAUAAAAAAAAAAACAUCUGUAGCAGACCAACGGUAUAAGGAGAAUAGAAAAAAAUCUAAAUCUAAACUCCAAACAAAGGGAUAAGGGGACGUCUCCCUCCCUUUUAGAAAGAAAAAAAAAAUAGUAUUUAAUAAUGUGCAGUGCUGCAAUAAGAAUACUAAGAUAUCAGAAAAUGCUUUAAUACAGGCUAGAUGGUCUUACUAGAGAUAGUGCAACUAAAACAGUCCAGCAAUGUAGUGCGAACAAAAAAGCAACAUUGUAUUAGCUAAUAGUCGCUGCCAAACAAUGUGUCUGUAUUAGUAGGAGUGAUAGCAGGGAGAGGUAAAGUAAAUACUAAGUACAUACUAAAUCUGUGCCUUUGAGGGCACCCCUUAACCCGAAAUGCCUGUUACUCCUAAAUGGAUGUAUACGGAAUGCCUCCCACCCAUAGAAUCAAUAAAAUGAAAGAAUGCUGGAGAUUGUAAUGAUGCCGUUUUUUCAAUAUAUGGGGACAGGUAUUAGUGAAUUUCUGUAAAUGCCAUUAUAAGCCGAACAUGAGCUCAUGAUACAGUGGCUAUGAAGUGUGCUUGUCAGAACCCCUGACGCACGUUUCGCCAAUCUGGCUCAUUGGAGGGGUUCUGAAAAGCACACUUCAUAGCCACUGUUUCACGAGUGAGUUCAUGUUCCAUGAGUGUUUCCAUUCACCUUACUAAUCAAAGGGGUUUGCAGUGUAAUGGUAUGGAGUUUCCUCUCUCCUUACAGUUGUAAGAUGUAUCAACUUAGACAAUAGCCAAAGAAGAUGGAUUGGGACAUCCAAAAAUACCCAAAUAAAUCCAAACACAUUUCUACUUUUUUUGUUGAUAUGGAGUAAUGUCAUUGACAACCAAGUACAGAGGUACCCAAACAUCAUCAGAGAUGAGUGUCUUUUAUAUCCUGGAAGGCAUAAGAAAAAGUCUCACCCCCUACACCAAAUGUUAUAAUGAUGUGAGCCUCUACUAAACUAUAAUAGCCAUUAAUUUCUACUUCCAUUCAACAAGGUUAACCCCAACAUAUAUUCUGAAUAUUCUGAAUAAAAAAUAUAGUUUGAAUAUUAACAGGGUUAUAUACUUAAGUGAUAAUUCAAUUUAAAAGUUAAGGCCAAAGCAACUGAACUGAAAAUAUAGUUGAGUAAGAGGAUUUUUCCAGUUUGGCUAUUUUCAUCUUAAAUGUGAAAUUCACUUUAGAUUCUCAUUUUUUCAAUAACUGUGUCAUUAAGUGUACCUACUCUGACAUUUCUUGUCCAACCACUACUGUUUUUUUUUUUUUUUACGAUGACAAGUGGAUAUACAUUCAAGAUGGAUGGUGGUUAAAUAAAUAUUGUCUGUUUGCAUUCUAAAAUUACAGUCUUUGCAUUAUAAAAUUAAAGUCUUGAAAUCUCUUUAAAUUUGCAGAAUGGCAAAAAAUGCAAAUGAUGAUGGAGGAGGUGAUGACAACAGCUUUAAUUUUAGUUGGAAAAUGUAUACAAGUUGGGAUUUUCUUAUUGGCAACCCAGAGACAGCUGAUAAUAAGUUUGCAUCGAUUACCACAAGUUUUAAGGUAAGAAUGGGAAAAUGUUUAUUAUUAUAAACUAUGUAGCAUUAUUUUUUCAAUUAUUACAAGAAACAUUUAAAUAGUGUGUACUUGCCUGUGAUGCAUUACUGCUUUCAGUCAAAACCAGAUCUUCCAUCUUGUAAAAAUACUCUUACUGAAUUUGUAUUCUUUAAAACCUCAGUAAUGCAAGUACCAUCCUGGAACACAUAACACAUAAAUUGAAAUAAUUAGUGAAACCAUUUUUUCAACCAAAUAAUGUGACAACUAUUGCGAUCCCUCACAUAUCAAGACUUCCAGACUCCUUAAAUAGCGUUCAUGGGGUUAUUUUGCCAGUAAUAUUUGUUGGUUGUCUACACUACAGAAACUCUUUUUUUUUGUUUUAUGCCUUUUGACAUGGAAAGAGUAUUAUUAAACCUGCACAUAAUAGUCUGCAAGGGGUGAGGUCAUCAAUAAAAAACAGACUGCAAUGUAUACUUUUUUUGAGCUCCUUAAAAUGUGAGUGAAUACUGCAAUAAUCACUUUCUUUGAUAUUAAAGGAACACUAUAGGGUCAGGAACAAAACAUGUAUUCUGGACCCUAUAGUGCCCUCUCUAAAUAUUGUAAACUCUUACCUUUACUUCAGUCUGCUCCUGCUGGCUCUGCCCCUGAUCUGCCUGCUUGGCUGACAUCAUCAGAAGUCUUGAUGAAAGCCAAUCAUAAUGCUUUCCUAUAGGAAAGCAUUGGAUUGGCUGAGCUUAUCAAGGAGACAGAUUAGGGGCAGAGCCAGCACAAGCGAAACACAGCCCAUGCAAAUCAGCAUCUCCUCAUAGAGAUGCAUUGAAUAAAUGCAUUUCUGUGAGGAAAAUUCAGUGUCACCAUGCAGAGAGUGGAGAUACUGAAUGUCAGUACUGCACAGUGUGCAGCACUGCCACAGGAAGCACCUAUAUUAGCCAUAUGAGGAGGUAUCCCUAGGCUGUAAUGUAAACACUUCAUUUUCUCUGAAAAGCAUAGAGCCUGCAGGGACUGAUUCUACUCACCAGAACAAAUACAAUAAACUGUAAUUGUUCUGGUAACUAUAGUGUCCCUUUAAGAAAAUGUUUUCUUAUGUUUUUGUGAUCUUUUUUCAGUUGCAGAUUUUAGACGAAAUACAAGGGGGAAAGUAGGCCAGGUAAAACUAUUUUGUUGUAUAAUUGGCAAUACCUAUUUUACUUUGACUUCUAUUGCCAAACAGUAUUCUAAAAAUAGUAUACUUUUAUAAAUAAUUAUAUGAUUUCUAUCGACUGUGCUAGUCAGUGUAUUAUGAAAAAGGGAGAUCAAAUGUUAUUUCUCUACUCACUCGGUUAUUUACUAAAGUGAGAAUUGUCAGGAAAUGAAAGUCACACUAAAUUUCAAAUUUAAAGCUAUAAUAGCAGAACUGGAAAACAAUCUCCAAGUCAUUUAUGCUUCCAUAUAACUAUUUUAGUCUUAAAUUUGAAAUUCACAUUAAAUUCCUCACAUUUCUCACUAUUAAACAAGAGAAAAUGAGAUAAAUCUCAAUAUAUCCUUACUGGUAAAAUAUUUUAUAAAUAAAUUUAAUAAAUAGUAAAUAACCCUAUCAAUGUUUUUGCCUUUGGCAUUGACGGCCACAAAAUAACAUGUAAUUGUACCCUAAUACAAGGCACCUUAGCAUAACAUUAAAAAUAAAAUAGUGAUUUGUGAUGAAUAGAUGCUUAUAAACAAAAUAUAGAAAGCUGGUACCACAUUUGAGUAAGUUUCUCCCUAACUAUACACACUAUUGUGCACAAAAAACACAGCAACUGUAUGGCAAACAAAUGCCAACAACAGUGAAUAAAUCACUUAUGUGUCAAUGUCCGAUUGAAGAAUCUGCAAGUCGUUGAAACACGUCUCGGAGGGAGAGCCCAAGGACUUUUACUGCUUUUAACUUUUUUUUUUUUUAUUGCAUAUUUUAAUAUAUUCAGUUUUGCACUUUACUACUUUGUCCUAUGGCAUCAUAUACAAACUGGAUCCUGAAUUCACGAUGGGUUUGUGUUCUCCUUUAUGGACACAUAAGAGUUUUUACUCAGAGUCAGGUUAUGAGGGGCUCUUUUUAAAGUAAACAAUUAUCUGUCUCUUGGUCUAGUUGUUUCAUUUUCCAACCUACUGCACCAGAUACUUCUGUAUUCUUUUGUUCUUGCUUUGAGUUACUAUGGUUGGAAGAUUGAAGAAGGAUAGUGUCGCCACAGCACACAUCCACCUGAGCAAUCUGAGCCUAUCAUAAAGGGUGUAUCCUGUGUGAGUGUAGCCUAUGUAUUUGCAUUGCAUGCUUUAUCACAUAUUGCUACACUAUAUUCUUUUCUUUUCUUUUUUUUUUUUUUACCACUUGAUACCAGAUACCCACAUUGUUUAAGAGGUAAGUUUAUUGAUAAUAUAGUGCUCCACUUUAUCCACUAGUGUUGGCCUUGGUUUGCCCGUCAGUUGUUGUGUUUACUGUAUCAUAUCAUAAAUACACCUUCAGGACAGACUGACAUUUGCACAUUUACACUAUUCUCUAUUUCAACUUCCAUCAUGGAGAGAAAAAGCAACUUUAAUCUAUAUUUAAAAUAUAUUUUACUGGAAUUUCAUUAACACAAAGCACUGAUUGCAUUUAAUACAUAUCUAAAGCUGAUGUUAUUGUCCAUGUCGUUCACAUUUGACAGAUACAUUUAUCUGUUAACAGAUAUUUUGGGAUCUGCAAUAGUACACGCUAGAGUGCCAAAAUAAAGUGAUUUUUCUUAUGCUUUUCUUUAUUUUCUAUUUUCAAAACAGGAGUCUAUUUUAGAAGAACAAGAAAACAGAAAAGAAGAAAACAUUCACUUAGUUCGAUUUCUAAGGGUUUUUGCAAACUUCCUUGUGAUGUGCACCCUGGCUGGAAGUGGCUAUCUAAUUUACUUUGUUGUACGUAGGUCACAGCAAUUUGCCUUGGAUGGUCUGGAAAACUAUGGUUGGUGGGAACGUAAUGAAGUUAGUACUGAAUAUUUUACUUACUAAUAUUUUGAAAAGUAUGGAAAAGUUUAUAUAAAAUGUGAUGUUCCUCAAGUAAUUUCAUAUUGUGUGGUUAUUUCAUGUGCUUUAUAGUUUGUAGAAAAAAAAACAAAAAAAAACUUACACACGUGUAAUAUGUUUAGUUGUUGUCCCAAUGAAGAUUAUGAGAAUAUUUUUACUGGUUACUCUAAACACCCUAAAUAACCCAACAUUUUUGGAACCUGUUGUUUACAAAUUUCUGUUAAACUGGCCAUACGGAGUAAUAAAUAAAUGAAUGUGAUCCUUAUUCUAUAAACUGACAAUAUUCAGGUGUCAGGGAGUAUUUGAAAACUGUACCAUUCUCAAAAUCACUUUGGAGGCACAUGAUAUAACUAUUACACAGACUUUUGCUUAUUGCUUCUUGAUGUGCAUAAUUAAAAUGUGGAAGGUUGUAAUCUUCGGUAUAUGAAAAUAUGACAUUACAAUUCUCACAAAGAUUUGACCUUUGGUUUGUGAAAAACCUGGAUAUAGACUCAGACAAACAUAUUUUUUGCUUAAAUAGCUUGUCUUUCGAUGGGUCCCCGCUCAGUUCUCAAGCUGGUUUUAACUCAUUUUGUGCUAUUACAGAGAAAAAUCGAAAUCAUUUACAUAGAAGACAGAUCCCACCCUGAAGGAAGGUACAAAUCCAAAUUGCUAGCUUUCUCUCUCUGCACAAGAGAAACAGCAACCCUAGAGAACGGAAAACAGCCUUACUAGCUUGUCUUUUGGUAAAUCCCCGCUAAAUUAUCAUAGUCCGGGGUUGAUGUUUCUCUUUUGCAGAGAGAGCUUGCCAGCAUUUUGGAUGUGGACUGCACUUAUGGGUCUGAUAUGCAAGAAGUAAAAGUCCUCUCUGUAAUGUCACAAGUGAGCAAAACCAUUUUUGAGACCUGCUGGGACUAACUAAAGGGCAGGCUAUGGAGAUUUCUCUGAGCUUUUGCCCAUUUUCUCAUUUGUCAUAUUUUCUGUUUUUGUGGCACAGCUCAAUCUUUAUUAUUAUCAUAAUAUUAGGUACUUUACAUUGCACCCAUACUUGGAUUAUUUUCUUACCAGUAGCUCUGCAUUCAACAAUCUUAAACAGCCACAAAUUAAACAAGAGGUACAGCUUAAUAGUUUUCAAAAUAGUAAAGUCAAUCAUUGAAAUAUACAAGCUAGGAAUCUUCCUUCUACAACAGUUUUACUCUGACUUACUGGAAUGCCUGACAGUCAUUCUGAUGUAUUAGACAAUGUGAAACAGUUCGUCUACAAUACUGUUCCAUGCUGUAUAUACUUUUGUGUUUUUAACCCGUUAAUGCCGUUACGGCGUUCUAUGCCGUCCCACAUUAAGUGGGCUUUAAAGCCGUAACGGCUUUGAGCCCCUGGAGGUCCGGCGUACUCACCUCCACCGCGAUCCUCUUCUGGAGGGCUGCCUAACAGCCCAGGCAGCCCUCCCAUUGCAAAUCAGGCCCCCGGGGGCCAUGUGAUCGCUCUCAAAGAGCGAACACAUGGCCCCCUAUAGCUGGCUGUGGAUCUGCCAGCAGGGAGACUGUCUGAAAUGUCAGACAGCCCCCCUGCUGGUGGGAAAGUAAAAAAAAAAAAAAUCAUUAAACAUGUUAUAAAAUAAAAUAGAAAUGUAUUUAUAUAUAUAAUAUAUGUAUAUAUAUUAUAUAUAUAAUAUAUAUACAUAUUAUAUAUUUGUAACGUCAUACAAAGUGUAUUUUAAUAUUAAUAUAAGUACAUAUAUUAGUAUUAAAAUACACUUAGAAUGACGUUACAUAUAUACAGGGAGUGCAGAAUUAUUAGGCAAGUUGUAUUUUUGAGGAUUAAUUUUAUUAUUGAACAACAACCAUGUUCUCAAUGAACCCAAAAAACUAAUUAAUAUCAAAGCUGAAUAUUUUUGGAAGUAGUUUUUAGUUUGUUUUUAGUUAUAGCUAUGUUAGGGGGAUAUCUGUGUGUGCAGGUGACUAUUACUGUGCAUAAUUAUUAGUUCUCAAUGGGGUUCAGAUCAGGUGAACAAGGAGGCCAUGUCAUUAGAUUUUCUUCUUUUAUACCCUUUCUUGCCAGCCACGCUGUGGAGUACUUGGACGCGUGUGAUGGAGCAUUGUCCUGCAUGAAAAUCAUGUUUUUCUUGAAGGAUGCAGACUUCUUCCUGUACCACUGCUUGAAGAAGGUGUCUUCCAGGAACUGGCAGUAGGACUGGGAGUUGAGCUUGACUCCAUCCUCAACCCGAAAAGGCCCCACAAGCUCAUCUUUGAUGAUACCAGCCCAAACCAGUACUCCACCUCCACCUUGCUGGCGUCUGAGUCGGACUGGAGCUCUCUGCCCUUUACCAAUCCAGCCACGGGCCCAUCCAUCUGGCCCAUCAAGACUCACUCUCAUUUCAUCAGUCCAUAAAACCUUAGAAAAAUCAGUCUUGAGAUAUUUCUUGGCCCAGUCUUGACGUUUCAGCUUGUGUGUCUUGUUCAGUGGUGGUCGUCUUUCAGCCUUUCUUACCUUGGCCAUGUCUCUGAGUAUUGCACACCUUGUGCUUUUGGGCACUCAGUGAUGUUGCAGCUCUGAAAUAUGGCCAAACUGGUGGCAAGUGGCAUCGUGGCAGCUGCACGCUUGACUUUUCUCAGUUCAUGGGCAGUUAUUUUGCGCCUUGGUUUUUCCACACGCUUCUUGCGACCCUGUUGACUAUUUUGAAUGAAACGCUUGAUUGUUCGAUGAUCACGCUUCAGAAGCUUUGCAAUUUUAAGAGUGCUGCAUCCCUCUGCAAGAUAUCUCACUAUUUUUGACUUUUCUGAGCCUGUCAAGUCCUUCUUUUGACCCAUUUUGCCAAAGGAAAGGAAGUUGCCUAAUAAUUAUGCACACCUGAUAUAGGGUGUUGAUGUCAUUAGACCACACCCCUUCUCAUUACAGAGAUGCACAUCACCUAAUAUGCUUAAUUGGUAGUAGGCUUUCGAGCCUAUACAGCUUGGAGUAAGACAACAUGCAUAAAGAGGAUGAUGUGGUCAAAAUACUCAUUUGCCUAAUAAUUCUGCACUCCCUGUAUAAUAUAUAUAUAUAUAUAUAUAUAUAUAUAUAUAUAUAUAUAUAUUAUAUAUAUAAUAGAUAUAUACACAUAUAUUACAUAUAUACGUAUAAUUACAAUAAUAAAUAAAUAAAAUAAUAAAAUAAAUAAAAUAUUGAAACACAAUUUAAUAUAAAUGAUAUAUUCAUAUGUAAUUUCAUUCUAACUGUAUUUUGUUAUUAAUAUAUAUAUAUAUAUAUAUAUAUAUAUAUAUAUAUAUAUAUAUAUAUAUAUAUAUAUAUAUAUAUUGGUAACAAAAUACACUUAGAAUGACAUUCUAUAUAUAUAUAUAUAUAUAUAUAUAUAUAUAUAUAUAUAUAUAUAUAUAUCUAUAUAUAAAAUACAAAUAACCGCAAAUAUAUAUAUACAUAGAUAAAUACAUAUAAUUAUUUAAAAGAUUACAUUAGUAUACACGUAGAAUUUAAAUACCUAUAAAUGCAAAUAUAUUAAAAUUCUACAUGUAUAUUUAAGUAAUCUUUUAACAUAAUUAUGUGAUUUGAGUAAUUAAAAUUUGAUUGACAUGCCUGACAACACAGGGAGAAAGUGCAGAGAAUUGAAUUUGCAAGCACUAUAUUUGACACUGUAACUCUCCAAGACACCAUAAAACCUGUACAUAGGGGGUACUGUUUUACUCAGGAGACUUUGCUGAACUCAAAUAUUAGUGUUUCAAACUGGUAAAUUGUAUUACAACGAUGAUAUUUUAAAUAAAAGUGGCAUUUUUGCAUUUUUUACAAACGAACAGCACUUUUAUGGACUAUAUUAUUGUUGUAAUAUGUUUUAAUGUUUUAAAACACUAAUAAUUGUGUUUAGUGAAGUCUCACAAGAAUAACAGUACCCCCUAUGUACAGGUUUUAUGGUGUUUUGGAAAGUUAGAGAGGCACAUAUAAGGCUUGCAUUUCAUUUUUUUGACAUUGAAAUUUCCCAGAUUGGUUAUGUUGCCUUUGAGAGCGUAUGAUAGCCCAGGAAUGAGAAUUACCCCCAUGAUGGCAUACCAUUUGCAAAAGUAGACAACCCAAGGUAUUGCAAGUGGGGUAUGUCCAGUCUUUCUUAGUAGCCACUUAGUCACAAACACUGGCCAAAUAUUAGUUUUUUGCUUUUUCACACAAAAACAAAUAUGAACGCUAACUUUGGCCAGUGUUUGUGACUAAGUGGCUACUAAAAAAGACUAAACAUACCCCACUUUCAAUACCUUGGGUUGUCUACUUUUUCAAAUGUUAUGCCAUUAUGGGGGUAAUUCUCAUUCCUGGGCUACCACACCGUCUCAAAGGUAACAUUACUAAUCGGUCAAAUUUCAAUUUGAAAAUGGAACGUUCUAUAUUUGACCCUGUAACUUUCCAAAACACCAUAAAACCGUUUAAUGGGGUGUACUGUUGUACUCAUGAGACAUCGUUAAUUACAAAUAUGUGCAUUUUGUUGCAGUAAAACCUAACAGUAUUAUGACAUUCAAAGCUAAAAUGUCAGACGAAAAUACAAAUUAAAAAAAAUAUCUUAUUUUCUCACAUUUUUUUUUAAUUUUAUUCAUAAUAAAAUAUGUUCUAUAUAUGAAUAGUUAAUGAUAAAUUAAAGCCCUGUUUCUCCUGAACAAAAUAAUAUAUAAUAAGUGUGGGUGCACUUAAUGUGACAGCGGUGAAUUACGGUUGAACAGACAUAUAGCUCAAAUUCCAGUUUUUGUUUACGUUUUGAUCAGAACGUGCACUAUUGACUCCGUCCUGAAGGGGUUAACACACCUGAAAACCAAUAAAAUGCAUUUAUAUCUUUAAGAUAGAUAUAACAUGAAAGUCUAUCUGCUGCCGAACCUAAAAUCCUACUACAUAAUUUAAGCCAAACUGUACAUUAUAAAUAAUAGAUCGAAAGGUAGGUACCGAGGUUAGUAUGUAAGGUAGAUAGAUACAUGAUAGAUAGAUAGUCUCUCCAAACCCUGGUCCCUCCGCUACUCAGCAACCUGGUACAAACGCCAGAAACCACAGAAACCUAAUGCCCAUUCCAUGUAAUUUCACUAUAAUUCCUCCUUUAAAGCUGCCCUCUGGAAUGCACACUCUGUGUGCAGCACCUUUAAAUAAACUUCCAUCCAUGACCUAUUUAUCUCACACUCCCUAAACCUACUUGCACUAACAGAAACAUGGUUCUCUCCCUCUGAUACUGCUACCCCUGUCUCACUAUCCUUUGCUGGUCUUCACUUUACCCACAUCCAAGACAAGCAUUGAAUAAAGGUGGCGGUGUAGGUUUUCUCCUUACACCCCACUGCUCCUUUAAAACUCUGCCCAUCCCCCCUUCCCUCUCUUUCCCAUCAUUUGAAAUUCAUUCAAUUCGCCUUUUCAAACCCUUCUCUGCUAACAUUGCCGUUAUCUAUCGCCCCCCUGGUUACCCUCUCCUCUUCCUUGAUCAUUUUGCUGCCUGGCUAACCUACUUCCUUGAACGCUGCAGCCCUGCUCCAAAAAUGCACCUCGAGGAGGACACACACCCCAACCUUGGCAUACUAAAUCAACACACUAUCUGCAUAGUUGCUCCCGUUGUGCUGAACGCUCCUGGAGGAAGUCACGCACCCAGGCAGACUAUCUUCAUUAUAGAUUUAUAUUGUGUUCAUACAGCGCAGCCCUUGCCCUCGCCAAACAGUCAUACUUUUCCUCUCUCAUUAGUUCAUGCUCCUGCAAUCCCAGGUGUCUCUUUGACACCUUUAACUCUUUUCUCCGCCCUGCUGUGGCCACCCCCCCAAACUAACCUUACAGCUGAUAGCUUCGCAUGCUACUUUACCGACAAGAUUGAACAGCUAAGGAAAGAAUUCUCCCCUCCUUGCCAUUCUCUUUCUCAACCACACAUAGAUCAUGCCUUUCCUACCCUUCAGACUUUCUCCCCAGCUACUGAACAAGAGGUGGCUGUGCUCCUCCUUUCCUCUCAGCCCACCACUUGCCUGCUCGAUCCUGUCCCAUCUCAUCAGAUCUUUCUCAUUUUGUCUUGUGCCUUCCCUAACACACAUCUUCAACUGCUCUCUCUCUUCUGGCAUUGUCCCUGCUGACCUUAAACAUGCCACUGUAAUACCUAUCCUUAAAAAAACAUCUCUUGUCCUGUCCUCAUCCUCUAACUAUCGUCCCAUAUCCCUGCUCCCUUUUUCCUCAAAGCUUCUGGAAAGACUUGUCUUUACCUGUGUGUCUCGCUUCCUCAAUUCCAACUCUCUCCUUGACCCUCUUCAGUCUGGCUCACGCCCUCUCCACUCUACUGAGACUGCUCUUAUCAAAGUUACUAAUGACCUAAUCGCAGCUAAAUCCAAAGGCCAGUAUUCCAUAUUAAUUCUUCUUGACUUCUCUGCUGCCUUUGACACUGUUGAUCAUGCUCUACUCCUUCAAACUCUUCAAUCACUCUGUCUCUGUGACUCUUUCCUUUCAUGGAUUUCCUCUUAUCUCUCCCAACACUCUUUCAGUGUUUCCUUUUCCAAAGAUACCUCCUCCUCUCGUCCUGUCUCGGUUGGAGUUGCCCAGGUUCUGUCCUUGGUACCCUUCUAUUUUUUCUUUAUACUGCCUCUCUUGGUAAACUUAUUGCCUCUUUUGGAUUCCACUACCACCUGUACGCUGAUGACACCCAAAUAUAUCUCUCCUCCCUGGACCUCUCCCCUGCCGUCCUACAACGUGUCACUGCUUGCCUUUCUUCCAUCUCUGACUGGAUGUCCUCCCGCUUUCUGAAACUCAAUCUCUCUAAAACUGAACUCCUUGUCUUUCCUCCUCCUAAUACUGAUACUCCUCUCUCACUCUCCCUUCAAGUCAGUGGUAUCUCAUAAGUCUAUCCUGGCAAGCAUGCUGUCUUGGUGUCAUACUUGACUCUGGCCUCACCUUUGAGCCUCACAUCCAGUUUCUUGCCAAAUCCUGUAGAUUCCAACUUAAAAAACAUAGCCCGCAUCCGCCCCUUUCUUUCAAAAGAUGCUACCAAAGAGCUGGUCCAUGCUCCAGUAAUUUCCUGCAUGGAUUAUUGUAACCCUCUUCUGUUUGGUCUUCCCAAAAGCCAUAUCGCCCCACUACAGUCUGUAAUGAAUGCCGCCACCAGGCUGAUUUUACUCUCUAGUUGGUCCUCUCACACCUCACCCCUCUGUCAGUCCUUACAUUUGCUUCCUGUAUCCUAUAGGAGUCAAUUCAAAGUGCUAACCCAUACCUAUACAUAGUUACAUAGUUACAUUGCUGAAAAGAGACUUGCGUCCAUCAAGUUCAGCCUUCCUCACAUUUGUUUUUGCUAUUGAUCCAAAAGAAGGCAAAAAACCUAGUCUGAAGCGCUUCCAAUUUUGCCACAAACUAGGAAAAAUUCCCUUCUUGACCCCAAAAUAGCAGUACGAUGUCUCCUUAGAUCAAGCAGCUAUUACCCCACUAAUUAGAAAUUAUAUCCGUGUAUGUUAUGUUUUUGUAAGUAUUUAUCCAAUUGCAGUUUAAAAAUCUGUAAUGACUCUGACAAAACCACCUCAGGCAGAGAAUUCCAUAUCCUUAUUGCUCUUACUGUAAAAAAAACCUUAGGCAAUAUCUCCUUUCUUCCAGCCUAAAUGUGUGACCUCGUGUCCUAUGUAUAGCCCUGUUUAUAUGAAUAGAUUUCCAGAUAAAGGUUUGUACUGGCCCCGAAUAUAUUUGUAUAAAGUUAUCAUAUCCCCUUUCAGGUGCCGUUUUUCCUAACUAAACAGAUUAAAUUUUUUAACCUUUCUUCAUAACUAAAAUGCUCCAUUCCUUUGAUCAAUUUUGUAGCUCGUCUCUGGACCCUCUCCAGUGCCAUGAUAUCCUUCUUUAGAACAGGCGCCCAAAAUUGCACAGCAUAUUCAAGGUGUGGUCUUACCAGCGAUUUAUAAAGAGACAAAAUUAUAUUUUCAUCCCAAGAAUUUAUGCCCCUAUUUAUACAUGACAAAACCUUACUGGCCUUAGCAACUGCAGAUUGACAUUGCAUAUUGCUGCCUAAUUUGUUGUCUAUAACAAUUCCCAAAUGCUUCUCGUGUGUGAUUAUCCCUAAUUCACUACCAUUUAGUGUGUAAGUUGCUUGUGCGUUCUUAACCCCGAAGUGCAUAACUUUGCAUUUCUCUACGUUAAAUUUCAUCUGCCAUUUUAGUGCCCAGUCCCCCAAUCUAUCCAAAUCCAUCUGCAGCAAAGCAAUAUCCUGCUCACAUUUUAUUACUUUACAAAGUUUUGUGUCAUCUGCAAACACUGAUACAUGGCUUUCAAUGCCUAUUUCAAGAUCAUUUAUAAAUAUGUUAAAUAGAAGUGGUCCCAAAACAGAACCCUGAGGGACGCCACUUACCACUUUUGUCCAGCCUGAAAAUUUACCAUUAAUGACAACUCGUUGUACUCUAUCCUUAAGCCAAUGUUCUACCCAAGAACAAGAAUAUUCAUCUAGACCAAUUUCUUUUAGUUUGAAGACUAACCUAUUGUGAGGAACCGUAUCAAAUGCCUUGGCAAAAUCCAAGUAGAUCACAUCCACUGCAACACCCUGAUUUAUACUUCUACUUACUUCUUCGUAGAAUGCAAUUCGGUUAGUUUGACAUGACCUAUGUUUCAUAAAACCAUGCUGAUUAUUGCUAAUAACAAAGUUCUUCCCAAUGAAUUCCUGAAUAUCAUGCCUUAAUAGCCCUUCAAAUAUUUUCCCAGUUACAUAAGUUAAGCUCAGAGGUCUAUAUAUAGGAACAACAUCUUCCUCCAAACCUAUGGUACAACACCUGAAACAAAAGAAUCUUGAAAAAUUAAAUACAGAGGUUCACAUAUUUCUCCACUUCGCUCCUUAAGUACUCGUGGGUGAAUACCAUCAGGCCCCGGAGCUUUAUUUACAUUAAUUUUCUUUAAUAGCUGUAGCACCUCGUCUCGAGUUAUCCAAUCACAAGUUAUUUGCAAGUUUUUUGCAGUAAUCAUUUGCAUAUCUCUUGCCAUAGGAUCCUCAUUAAUAUAUACUGAAGAAAAUAGUUAAUUUAAAUUUCUGCUUUUUCCUGGUCUUCAUUAGCUAAUAAACCCAACUCUGUUUCCAGUGUACCUACAUUUUUUGUUUUUUUAGAAUUGAUGUACUUUUUUUUUUAAUUUUGGGCUUGGUUUUGUAUUCUUUAGCUAUCAAUUUCUAAUUUUCUAGUUUAGCCACUUUAAUUGCCUUUUUGCAAGCGUUAUUGGCUUCCUUAUAUCUUAAAUAGGAUGCCUCUGAUUUGUCUGAUUUAAAUGCUUUAAAUGCCAUUUUCUUAUUUUUAAUCUCUUGUUUUACUUCUCUACUAAGCCACAUUGGUUUUAAUUUGUUUCUUCUAUAUUGAUUACCCAAUGGUACAUACUGAGAAAUGUACCUUUCUAAUAUUUGUUUGAAUAGUUUCCAUUUAUCCUCAGUGUUUUUAUCACUAAGGAGUUUAUGCCAGUCGAUAUGUUGUAGAGCUGCCCUAAUCUUAUUGAAAUUGGCAUUUUAAAAAGUAUAUGUUUUAGUAUAUCCCACUUACUUUUGCUUUUUUGAGUUUAUUUCAAAAUUUACCAUAUUGUGAUCACUAUUUCCCAAAUGCUCCCCUACUUUAAUGUUGGUUAAAAGAUCAACAUUGUUUGUUAUAACGAGAUCCAGACAAGCAUCCUUUCUAGUUGGUGCUUGUACCAGUUGUGACAUAAAGGUAUCAUUUAACACAUUCAAAAACCUGAUUCCCCUUGCUGAAGUACUAGUCCCUCUAUCCCAGUUUAUGUCUGGGUAAUUAAAUCUCCAAUAAUCAACGUGUUACCUCGAUUUGCAGCUUUCUUAAUUUGCUCUAACAGCUGUUCUUCCUCAAUAAUAUUUACAUUAGGUGGUUUAUAACAUAUCCCAACCAAUAAUUGAUUUCCCUUUGUUUGCCCCAAGCAGAUAUCUACCCAUAAAGCCUCCACAUUUUCCUUGUCACACUCCACAUGCCUAAGAUUUGACUUUAACUCAUGGUUGACAUAUAAACAUACCCCACCACCCUUCUUGUUUUUCCCAUCCUUCCUAAAUAACGUGUACCCAUUUAAAUUAACUGCCCAGUCAUGUGUCUCAUCCCACCAUGUUUCUGUUAUGCCUAUUAUAUCAUAUUGUUUAGUGUAUGCUAUUGCCUCUAGUUCCCCCAUUUUGUUAUAUAGGCUCCUUGCAUUAGUAAGCAUACAUUUAAUAUUAUCAUGAGUCUUUUGUACUUUUUGUGAAUUAUGAAUAUGACAUACCUCCUCUGUUCUGAGCUUUCCCCUCCCCCCAUCUCCACCCCCUUUGUUCUGAGCUAAAGCCCAUCUCCUUUCCAUCCUCUCUCCAUUUUCUAGAUUGCUUUGACCCUCCCCCCCUACCACUAGUUUAAAAUCUCCUCCAACCUUCUAGCCAUCCUACCCCCCAGCACAGCAGGCCCUCUUCUGUUUAGGUGCAAUCCAUCAUGACUAUACAGGUUGUACCCAAGCGCAAAAUUGGCCCAGUGCUCUAAAAACCCCAAACCCUCUUUCCUGCACCAAGACUUUAGCCACGCAUUGACCUCUCAAAUCUCCCGCUGCCUUUCUGCUGUAGCGAGCGGCACAGGUAAUAUUUCUGAAAAAAUUAUCUUGGAGGUCCUUUUCUUUAGCUUACUUCCUAGUUCCCUGAACUCAUUCUUUAGGACCUUCCAUUUUCCUCUAACUUUGUCAUUGGUACCAAUAUGGACCAUGACAGCUGGGUCAUCUCCAGCCCCUCCCAAUAAUCCCUCCACUCUGUCAGCAACAUGCCAGACCCGAACACCCAGGAGACAGCAAACGGUCCGGUUGAGUCAAUCACAGUGGCAGAUUACCCUAUCUACUCUCUUAAUAAUAGAGUCCCCUACCACCACAACCUGUCUAGACUUCCUUACCCUCUCAAUCCCACCCGUACUAGAGGGGCUGUUUCCACGGCAGUACAGCUACUCCUGAGCUGAUGCUCCCAACAUCUUCACUCAAACGGGCAAAUCUGUUAGGCUGCAUGAGAUCAGGACUAGCUAAACCUUUUCUCUUCCCUCCCCCCCUGCUUCCUUGCCCCACUGUCACCCAGCUACAUGCCUGUUCCCCAUCUGUCUUAUCUCCUCCCUCUCCACUACCUGUCUCCCCUAAACUCUGCUCAGUGAGCAGCAGACUCCUCUCAAGAUUGUCAGUCUCCCUCAGUGUUACAAUUUGCCUCUCCAGAUCUCUAAUCUGAGCUUCCAGAAAUGCCACUCGCUCACACCCACCACAGAGGUAUGGAUCCUGGACAGAAUCAUCCAGGCAUGCAUACAUGCGGCAUGAUGUGCACUGAGUUAAACUCGCAAUCUUGCUAGCACUCAUACCCAGUCACAAAAAACACAAGUGAGCAAAAACAAUAUUAACCCUCUUGGUUUACCUCCCUUGUAGUUUCAACUCCUGUUGUUUUAACUCCUACUUAAAAGAGACUACUUGAAAUAGCCUACUUUCAAGCAAACUCCAGUGAGCAAGCUCUGUGAGUCAGUAGUGGGUUUAUAUUGGCAAUACAAAUCCCACACAGGUGGAAGUUAAGGGACACUCCCCCUAAUUAGCUCAGCAGCAGCAGCACCCACAAGGAGGGGAAGAGAAACAACAAGAGAGGAAAAAAAAGAAGAAAAAAAAAGGAGGGAAAAUGUUUUAAAUAAUACCAGCAAGGAAAACCUAUAAAGCACUGAACAAUUCUAGCCUCUCUUAUAUCUCUUCACAGAUCCGUAGGUAUGCCCCUCCUCGUUCCCUCCGCUCUUCCCGUGACUACCUCUUGACCGCUGUUCGCACCUGUACGGCCAACUCACGCUUGCAGGACUUCUCGCAGGCGGCUCCCUUCCUUUGGAAUAGCCUGCCUACCGCCAUCAGACUCUCCCCUAGUCUUCAAUCCUUUAAGAAGUGCCUUAAAACCCAUCUCUUUAGGAAAGCUUAUGGCCUCCCAGAGUAACCUCUACCUUACACACCUGUCUCUUGUUCUCUUCUAAAGGGCAGCACUCUACUCUCUCCUCCAGCUCUGCUUCACUCCCACUUUAUUUGAUUGCUAUUUCCUGUCCUAAUGUGUUUUAUACCCCACCUCCUAUAGACUGUAAGCUCGUUUGAACAGGGUCCUCUACAACCUAUUGUUCCUAUAAGUUUUCUUGUAAUUGUUCUAUUUAUAGUUACGCCCCCUCUCAUAAUAUUGUAAAGCGCUAUGGAAUCUGUUGGCGCUAUAUAAAUUGUAGUAAUUAUAAUAAUAAUAAUAAUAAUAAUAACUAGAUAGAUAGAUUGAUUUAAGCCAAAGUUUUAUUUAUUUGUUUAGAGUUUUUUAUGUGUAAUAUUUUUUUUUUUUUUUUAAAGGUGAACACGGUUAUGUCUCUGUUAGGAAUGUUUUGCCCCACAAUGUUUGAUGUAAUUAGUGGACUGGAGAAUUACCACCCAAGAAUAGCACUAAGAUGGCAGCUGGGACGCAUAUUUGCCCUGUUCUUGGGUAACUUGUACACAUUCCUUAUUGCCCUUAUGGAUGAAAUUAACCUUAAGGUACAGCAAGGUUAAUUAUUUUAUAACUCUAUUAUUAAAUGCAUGUGUUUUUCUUGUCUGGUGCAAAAUGUUUUAUUUCUAUUUUAUUGAUUUAUUUUUUUUAUUGUCAAACUAUUUUAGCGAGAGGAAGAGAAGGUUGUGCAAUAUAAUAUGACACUUUGGGAAGCCAGCUUAUACAAUGCAUCAUAUUCAGAAAACUCUACAGGGCGCCCUUUUGUUGAUCCAUCAGAUGUUCCUAGAGGGCCAUGCUGGGAGACAAUGGUGGGGCAGGUUAGUGAAUUUGUAAAACCAAGACAUAAUUAACUUACUGAAAAUACAUGUUCAAUUUAAGGACAAAACACAAAUUAUAUAAACAAUCCCUGAAUACAUAUUAAAACAAAGUAAAGCUAUAAAGUUACAUCGGAUAACUCUUGAAAUAUACUGCUACAUGACUGAAUUCUGAACCUAUCAGAAUAUCUUAAAGGGACACUAUAGUCACCAAAACAAUUUUAGGUUUAUGAAGCCAUUUUGGUGUAUAGAUCAUGCUCAUGUAGUGCCACUGCUCAAUUCCCUGCCAUUCAGGAGGUAAAUCACUUUUGUUUCUGUUUAUGCAACCCUAGCCACACCUCACUUGGCUGUGACUGACACAGCCUGCAUGAAAACAAAAUGGUUUCAUUUUCAAUCAGAUGGUAACUUACUUUAAAAGUUUUUACCUCCUGCACUGUAAAUUAAACUUUAACUACAUACAGGAGGCUCCAGCAGGAUUUAAAAAGCUGUUGAUUGAUCAGGAGAUAAGAAAUUCUAAAUUAAACAUAAUUUGCAAUAAACUAAGUGUAAACAUUAGAUGACUCUUUACAGGAAGUAUUUAGGAAGGAUGUGCAAAUCACAUGCAGGUAGCUGUGACAAGGGCUAUAUAAACAAAGUGAUUUAAUUUCUAAAUGGCAGUGAAUUGAGCAGUAAGACUGUAGGGGCAUGAUCUACACACCAAAACUGCUUCAUUAAACUAAAGUUGUUUUGGUGACUACAGUGUCCCUUAAAUAUAUACUUAAUAUAUCUAAUUUUUUCUGUUUUUAAUCCUUAGUAAGAAAACGAAUUGCUGACAUAAUAAUAAAUAGCACACAAUGAGCCAUUCUGCAUCUAGCUCAUUCUCUUCUUUAACUGCCAUAACCACACCUCAUCUACGAUCAAGUUUGGUGACAUAUGACAUUAUUCUGCUUUGGAAAAUAUGAUAAAUCACAGCACUUGCAUUGUAGAGGACUAUUUAACUUGCUUCUAUGUAUGACUUCAAAUAGCUGCAAAUUCCCUGGAGAGAAUCACAUUUAUAAACUUUUUAACUAAGAUGUAUAUUUAUGGGAAGUUAAUUACUUUUUUUCUAUAUUUACAGGAGUUUGUUCGCCUCACUGUUUCUGAUAUUAUGACCACUUACAUUACUAUUCUUACUGGAGACUUCUUGCAAGCAGUAUUUGUUCGAUUUUUUAACUACUGUUGGUGUUGGGAUUUGGAAUAUGGAUGGGUAAGGGAUUUUUCUGUAUGUUUAACUAACAUCUUUGUGUGUUUCUUUGUUUAUCUUUGGAUGAUUAUACAAUAUUAAAAAAAAAAUAUUUCCCCUGGAGCAAUGUAAUGUUGCAUAUUUUAUUCUUAACAAUUUCAAUUCUUAGCCCAGCGCUAACAACCUAUUAAUGAAAUCUAAAGUUGGAAAAUGCUUCACUGGAAAAUGCUCAAGUGAAACUUCUGCAUCUUCUGAGUGAUAGCAGAGGGGCUGUGUUAGAGUGAACAGAGGCUUACAGGUUUUCACAAAGAGGUAUGAUGUAGUUGUUAUGGAAGCAGGAAUGCCCUGGCACACCCCCAAGUAAGUAAUCAAACCAUUUUAGUACAGUUUGACAACUAGUGUCCUGCUAGGCUCUCAGCCCCUGUUUCCAUAUUUCUCCUCCAGGAGAAUCAAGGUCUCCUCCAGGAGAAUCCAGGCAUCUAGCAUCUGCUACAGAAAAAGACCUGAUACGGUCAAGUUGUCAAACUGGGUUAAAAUGGGUUGACUACAUACAAGGGGAUGUUGUCAGGGUACCCCUGACACCAUAUCAAGUACAAUGGGCUGUAGUGGUUAUGAUGCUUUGAGUAUUCCUUUAAAAGUCGUCUUCUCAUGAAAUCCCACCAUCUCAUAAUUUACACUUUCAACAAAUGUAAUGGGCUCUAAUUCUUCUUCUUCUUUUUUUUUUAUUCCAGCCAUCAUAUUGUGAAUUUGAUAUCAGUGGUAAUGUUCUGGGAUUAAUUUUUAACCAAGGGAUGAUCUGGUAUGUAAAAAUGAGCAUGUACAAUCGAAAUGUAGACAACAUGUUCCUGCAACAUACGUCAAUGCUCAAUAAAAUAGCACAGCUUUUAAUUUUUUGUGUAUUGCUGGGAUGUAUUUUUAAAAAGUUCCAUACUUAAAUAAUUUCAACUCUCUAUAUAGAAAAUACACUCCACAACUACCCGACAAAAAACAUUCCACAACACUUUCACUAUAUAAAAAAUGGUAGUGACUUGGAAAUGGAAUUGCAGACUUCAUGGAAAAUCUCCAUCUCAGACACAGACACAUCUUGGCUACGUUAGUUUAAAUUUUGUAAUUCAUUAUCAAUUCCUACCAUUCAUAUUUAGUAAAUAAACCUCAUUGGGUUGUUCUUCACACAUUCAAUGCAAUAAAAUAUAUGCUAUGCAAUAUAAAAAGCACCUUUAAGCCACUGUGUAAUGGAAGACAAUGAAAUAGGCAUAGGGAUAUCAAAUAACUAGUGUAAUCUUAAUUUUUUUAUUCAUAUUUUAAUUUAUCUUGAUUAUCAUAAUUUUUUUUUUAACAAUUUAUCAGUGAGUUUGAGACUUAUCUUGUUUUCAUGUAUAUAUUAUGUAUAUGAAUACAAAGAGAGGUUUGGAAUGUUGAAAACAGUCUAAAGUGGCCAAAGAGACAAACAGAUCUGAAAUGGGUAGAUAGAUCUAACUCAGGAAAGUUGGCAGAAUCAGGGAAGGACAAGUGUUGCAAGAGUGUUUCUGAAAUAAAUAUACACAGAAUAUGAGUGUAUGGUUAUACAUUUUAACCUUUCUCUCUAUUUUUUUUAUUUUUUAUAGGAUGGGAUCAUUUUAUGCUCCAUGCCUACCAGCUAUCAAUGUAUUUCGUCUUCAUACUUCCAUGUACUUACAGUGUUGGGCAGUUAUGUGUUGCAAUGUUCCCCAUGCAAGAGUAUUUAAAGCCUCCAGAUCCAAUAACUUCUAUAUGGCCAUGUUACUCUUUAUACUCUUCUUAGCUAUGUUACCAGUUAUCUAUACCAUAGUAUCAAUCCCACCAUCCUUUGACUGUGGACCUUUCAGGUAGUUAUCUUUACAUUACCUUUUUAAAAUGUUAGUUACAUGCUUGCCUUACUCCUAUCACUGCUUUCUUAUCUAUGUAGAACACAGGUGACAGGUGACAGUGCCACAGGAUAAAAUAUGGUAGCACAGUAUGAUAAACAAGUACCCAUGGCUUCCAACAGCCCCACAUCUGUAAGCAGUCAAACUGGUUGCUAUCACUUUGACAUCUAAACUGGCAUCUAUUGGCACCAAUCACUUCCAUUACUUAGAGGUAUAAGCACCUGCAGCUAUACAAAUCUGCUAGAGCUUAGAGUGCUUCUAUAAAAGCAUUAUCAAUGUCUAGAUUGUCUUGGUAUAUUGAGCCUUCCCCAAGUUCAUACAUUUAAAGAUAACUACUUGUAUCAUUUAUAAUUUUGAACAAAAUGACUACAGUUGUUCACGGAACACCACACAGGAAAGACAAACUACAAUCCAUAAAAGGGUAUAAAAGGCAAACAUUUUUGUUUCUUCUUACUAGUAUUGGAUUAGAAUUAAAAUAAGGCAAUAUCAUCCUCUUGGAAUGUUACUAAAUUCCUAUGGGUGACUGUAUGAUACCUAUAUUAAAACUCACCCAAAACUCAAAGGCUUUAUGUGUCCUUUAAAAAGUAUGUACAUUAUAAAUGGGGGCACUUAAUGAAAAAGUGUGAAAUUGCAAUGCAACCAAGAGCAAAAAUGCUUUCGGCAUUCAUACAUCAAAACUCUGAACACCCUAUGAAGAGGUUAAUCAUGUUAAUGUGAUAUAAUUUUCCUAAAUGUCCAAGUGUGUUAUGUAAUCCUUUUGUUUAUUUCUAAAUGUGAAACAUGGAAACAGAGGCUGAUACAGAUCUACAGUAUAGUAACUCAAAGCAACCAAAGUAAAUAUAUGGCAUUAAGUAAUAAUUUUUUGGUCAGUUAUUUUUUUCAAUUUGACAAUUUCCUUUUCUUUUUUUAUUCCAAACAAGAUAGCAUAUAGUAUAAAACAUGAGAAAAGUACUUUAGGAAUAUUACAGAAGGCAGCCCUCUACAAGUGAUGGCUUACACAACAUUCAACACGACAAAUGAUAUUAUAAAUAUUAUUCUUGACAUACCGAUAUACAGCAGUAAAACGGUCCAUAUACAGGUUAUACAUGCUAUUGUCAUCAAUUACAUUGAAUUCAAUUCUGCAACUAACAUGCUUCAGGAGGUAACAUAUUUGUCAGAAUAUGAAGCAUUCGGUAGCACUCCUACUAAUGUCUCAUAUUGUCUAGUCAAGGUGUAGUGUUGGAAUUGAGGUCGUGUGUAAUGACCCCAUUUUCAAUUGUCAAAACUCUGCCUAAUCAAUCGUGCUUUUCGUUGCCAAGUGGAGCCUUCAUCUUGAGAUAGAAAACACCUUAAAGGAAUGAGAUUGAGAAGAGCAAUAGGAACAGAGAAGCCAGAAAAGUAUGGGAGCAGGGUAGUCUGUGAAAGAAAAUGAAGAGAGUAGGAUAGUUCCCAACUAUGUACACAUGGGUUCCAAUGUUGUGUUAUGCCCAUGAAGUGACAUUAGGUUGGAAAGUGGUCGUGGUGCAGGCACAGGUAUCGGUCUGUUUUUUUUUUUGUAAAUCUGCUGUAUUAUUUUAAUUAUAAUGUCAGGAAUUAAUGGGGUUUGUUGGCCUUUGAUGGUACGUAUAUAUAUAUAUAUUUUUUUUUACAGAUUCUUAGAUUAUUGCUCUAUAAGGCAAGACUUUUUUAUUUAUUUUUAAGAGGGUGACUAGGGGCUUUGGUACCCCUAUGGGGAGGUUUGACAAUUUUCCAAUUUGUUGAGAGGAAGCAAUGGAAUGUUCACCCCGUCUAUAUUUUAUUAGUAGCCCACAAUCACCACCUAUGGGUAGGGGUGAUAUUAGGUCCCUCCAUUUACUAAAUUAAUUGCCCCCAUCCACCUCUAAUUCAAGGGGGCUGUAAGUGAAACUAGGUCCAUCCACUAAGAUGUCCCCCGACCCCCAAUUUUCUAUUUCUAUCACUAGACAUGGGUAAGGGCAAGUACAUGGUCAGUGAUCUAUCCCACCUGUUAUGUUACAGGGCCCAUCCUCAUGGCAUAUGGCUUUUCUAGCAACUGGGCAGCAAUGGCUGCCUAGUCGCUAGUUUACAGAUACGCAUACUCACUUAUUUAGUAGAUAUCCCUCCACCCACGACAUGGCAGGUGGGGUCAUAAGGCAGUUUAAAAAGCUCCCUUAUAGUAAUAUAGGAAUCAUAGUUUCCCCCAUAUGCGUAUUUUUAUCCUUAGUAGGCUUUUUUUUUUUUUUUUUAAACGUUUUCAUGUGGCAGCUAAUUAGCAUGUACUGGCUAGCUGCCAUAUAGUUAACCCUUGCAUAACUGAGAGGUUUUUUUGUUUUUGUUUUUUUAUCUAUCUACGCUAGCAACCAGUGGGCAAACAGUUUGGAUUUUUAACAUCUUUAUAUCCAGCUCAAAUACAGACCAAAUUCAGGCUUGUUUGGAUUCUGCUCUGCAAAAUCUCUACAUUCAUAAAUAUUGUCAAGAAUGUCUGGAUUUUGCGGCCUAAAUGCAUAAACUAGUGGUUUUGCUCCAGUUGGUGAAUAAUCAACAGUGAAUAAUGACACAAUGACAUAUCUUAACACCAUUAAGAGUUUCAAUGUAUAAAUGUUUAUAUCAACAUUAAUUAAGCAAUUAUAGUUAUGACAGUCACAGUGUAAAACAAGAGAAAAUGAUUACAUUUAAGAUUUUAAUUGCAACAGUACAUGUUAACUGAACAAUUUGUCAAAUAGUGAACUGAAGGCUGCAUUUACAUAUAAUGGCUCUAGUUAUUAAACUAGGAAUUGAGUAGAAUAAAAUAAUACAGUUUAAAGGGACAUUCUAAGCACAAAACAGCUUAAGCUUAGUGGAGUAGGUUUGGUGUUUAGAUAAUGUCCCCACAGUCUCACAGAUUAAUUAUUUGUAAUUAACGAGUUAAAUCACAUUGUUUAUGCCCUAACCACACUUGCCAUGCCUGAGACUUACACAGCCUCCCUACACACUUCCUGUAAAGAUAGAUCUAAUUGUUAUACUUACUUUGUUACAAACUGUGUUUAAUUAAUAAUGUCUUAUCUCCUGCUCUAUUAAUAGCCAGCUAGAGUGGUUAGAAGCCCCAUGUGUCUGUUUAAACUUCAAUUAACAGGAGGUAAGCCUUAUAAAAUAAACACACUGUGCUGUAACAUCUCAUUGUGUGAGUCAAAGCCAAGGGAGGUGUGGCUAUGGCCUAUACACUAAAUGAUAUGCUAUAUACACUAAAAUCAAUUAAGAUAAAGAUGUUUGGGUGUAGAGUAUCACUUUAAGUCAAAAUAGCCAAAUAGGAAAAAAUAUACAAGAUACUUUUCCAGCUCAGCUAUUUUGGUCUAAAAUGUACAAUUUACUUGUCAUUGAUCCACAGCUGCUAAAUUACUCAAUAAAACCCCAGUUUCUAAAUCAAAUUCUUUGUAUAAAUUCUUCAAAUAUGUUUGCAAUCAGGUGGACCCUCCUACUGGAAUUGUUUAGGCCAUGUAGAAGUAAUUCACCAGAUGCAAGAGCAAAUUGUUGCCUAAAGUACAGGAGGUCCUUCAUGUGUGGAGAACCUGGCUGUUCUUCCUAAACACUAGUCCAUAAUCACACUGUCUCUGUAGGCCCAUGUUGCAUGCCUUUAAGCUCCGGAUGGCUCAGCUUAUCCCCUCUUUUUUUUUUCUUUCUGUUUCCACUCUCUCUUCUGAUUACACUGAACAUUUUCUGUUUUAUUCUGCUACUUGCUUGCCCUGCGGUGUCUUCAAACUCCACAGAAAAUGAUAAUGCCAACGUGUUUCUCCUGCAUUCUUUAAAUAUGGGUACGCUUCUAUUUUCAUUUGUACUGUUUGUUUUUGACUUACAAUGGACUCUCGUGCACUCUGGUGUUACAUUUCUGAUGCUUCUACACUACAAAUAUCCUUCUAUUUCUCUGUUUACUGCAGUGUUCAUUCUGUUUAUACAAGUCUUUAAAUAUAUAACUGCAUUCUUCCUAUUUAGUGGAAAGCAGAGAAUGUUUGAAGUCAUACAGGAGACCUUACAACAUGAUUUCCCAGCUUGGUUUGCAAAAGUGUUUGGCUACGCCUCAAACCCUGGACUUAUUCUGCCUUUCAUCCUGCUCAUGGUGUAUGUAUAAGCUUGACAAAGCAUUUUUUUUAAAUGUCAGUUAUGACAGGCGGUCCUGGUGAACUCCAAACAUACAAUUCAAAUGAAGUAGCCCACAUGGUGCUGAAGGGGUAUGCGUAUGUGUUACAUAAGUGCACUGGUACAUCAUAGAAACAUAGAAACAUAGAAUGUGACGGCAGAUAAGAACCAUUCGGCCCAUCUAGUCUGCCCAAUAUUUCAAAAUACUUUUAAUUAGUCCCUGGCCUUAUCUUAAUUCUAGGAUAGCCUUAUGCCUAUCCCACGCAUGCUUAAACUCCUUCACUGUGUUAACCUCUACCACUUCAGCUGGAAGGCUAUUCCAUGCAUCCAUUACCCUCUCAGUAAAGUAAUACUUCCUAAAAUUAUUUUUAAACCUUUACCCCUCUAAUUUAAGACAAUGUCCUCUUGUUGUGGUAGUUCUCCUUCUUUUAAAUAUAGUCUCCUUCUUUACUGUGUUGAUUCCCUUUAUGUAUUUAAAUGUUUCUAUCAUAUCCCCACUGCCUUGUCUUUCCUCCAAGCUAUACAAAAUUUGGUGACCACAGCGUUGUAAAAUCAGGUUCUCUUGCGCUGGCCGGGAACCAAACCCAGGGCAACGGCUUGGAAGGCAGCUAUGCUCACCACUAUAUCACCAACACUUAUCUUUGCUAUUUGUUUCAAAAUCUUCAGUGUAGACAAGUGUUUUAGGCAGGGAUGCAUGUACUCUUAUUAAAAAAUGAAGUUUUGAAAGCAUUAUUUGCCUGAAAAAAGAUAAAAUCUGGCUAUCUGCAUUUUUCAUGCAUAGCAUUUUUGACAUUCAAAUGGUGAUGUGAAAAUUAGUAGCUUCUUGAAGAUUCAGAAUAAGUGGUUUUGGAAGUAUUAAUGAUCCCACGCUGAUCUUCAGUGUUCACAUAGUAUCGAAGGGAGGGGAAAUGUCCAAAAUGCAAUGAAGAAACAUCAGCAAGAUUUUUCAUCUCGCUGGCUUAUACUGCUGCUGAUUCAAGCAAAUCAAAAUUUUUCAAAACUAUUUCAGUUUAUUUUAAUGCUGACAUGAUCCUAGGUGAUUAAAUCAUUAUUAGUAAUAUUUAUGGCACUAAAGGAACACUCUAAAACACCUAGAAUGUUCUCACUUGAUUAUGCGCUUCUGGUGUAUUCUCAAUUGCUCAAUUCAUAAUUUCUAUUAAAUCAAAUCAGCACUUUCAUGAUUAUUCCCAGUUACACCUUUUGAGCUGCCAAUUAAACACAUGUGCGGCUGGUCCCCAAGGCUUCUAAGUGAAAAACCUCUGAUUGAUCAAAAUGGGAAUUCUUGCAGUAGGUGCAGAUACAAAAUCUGCAGCAAUUGUAAGGUACAUUUAACUAAGCUACAGAGUUACAUGUGUGUUUUACCUGGGCGUAUAUCUACUAAACUGUUAAGAUACAAAAAUGUUUUCAAGGGUAUUUCUUUAAAGACAACAGCCAAGCUUUACAGAGCUUUUUUGCUAACUAGAGUUUAUAUGCUAAACAAAUUAUGUUUCCCUACUACAGGGUUUUGUUUAAUUUUCUUUAAAAUGUCUUCGAAAUAUCCAUUCCCAUUUUCUCACAAUGAAGUCUAUGCUUGUGUUAUGUUAUGUUUUGUUUUACAUUCCAAGGCAAUACAUGUUUACCUUACAGAGAAAAUAGCUAGCCUGCCACAGCCCAAUUCUGUCCCUCUGCAUUGUUUUACUAUUCCACAGCCCAUGGCUGAAGGCUACUAUUUACCACAUUUGUGGUAACGGGUGGGUGGUGGGUGGGCAGAGUUUUUUACCUGCUCAAGUUAUUAUCCUCUCAUCUAUCAUAAAUCGGGUAAAGGAUUUAGGAAAGAGCUCAGAUCUCUCUCAUAACACUGGCGAAAGAUAAAUUGCAUUGAUGAACUAUCAACAUAUUUUUUAUUCAAUUUCUGCCUGGCAUGAUUGAAAUCAAUGAAUACAUUUCUGGAAAUCCACCUGAAUUUCCAUAUGCAUGGAUGCUCAAGUUUAGUACAAUAUAUAUAUGCAUAGUAUAUAGAAUGCCUUCUUCUAAUCACUAACUGGGUCAUUCACAACAUUUUUAAUUUUAGCAAAUUCAAUCUGAAUGGCAAAUUAAGGAUAACAUAGCUGAUUUGUGAAAAAUAUCUUCAACUCAUCUGUAGACAUGACUUGGUUAAUUAACCUCAGUUUUGCAAUUUAAAAUUAAUUCACUGGAAUUAAGUUUAGCAGAGAACACUGUAAGUGUCCUAAUCAGUUUUAACAGUAGGUACAUACUUAUAUGUAGAGAUAGAUAAACAUUAUAUUAUAUUAUGUAUUAUGUUUUAUUGUGAUUUCUUCAAUCUAGCCUAUAUUUUUUUAUCUUCUAGCAUGAGUAUAUAUUACCUAAAUGCCACAUCAAAAGCAUACCAGGCAUCAAAUUUGGAACUGAAGAAGAAGCUACAAAAUGUAAGCAUGAAUAAGUUAUUUUAGCUGGAGCUCAUUUCAUAGGCUAUUAAUACUAAAUAUGGUACAUUGCUCUUGUCUGUAAACUAGCAAGCUGAAGAAAAUAAAAAGAGAAGUAAGAAAGCAGCAGAAAAAGUCAUAGAAGUACAAAAUGAAUCACCCUUUCCAUCUUCUAAGUCAACGGAAUCAGGCAAUUCCCCAGGUAGGUUUCUUAAGAACCCUCAUACAUAGCAUCAGCAGCAAGCACAUUAUGUGUUUGUAAGCAACCACAUUUAUAUUUAUUUAACUACUGUUCAUAGCAGUUCUUAGCUUUUUUUGUUACAUUUUAGCACCAACACAGGAAAAUGUGACUUUGCAGACAAUCACAUAUAUUAGAAUUAUAUUAAAAAUAUGUAGCUCAUGAAAAUUACACACAGACAUAUAAAAAAAUUAACUUUCUCGUCUCGAGUGGUAUUUUUGUGUAUUACACAUUCUCAGAUUCUGUACCACAGGCCAUGGAGUUUGAGGGUACUACACAGUAUCUUAGCUGCUACUAGAACUGCACUCUUCUGGACAGAGAUCUCAGAUGUCCUACCUGGGAUCUCUCCCCCAACUUGGAGGUCACAGCCCUGAGUCCUCCUGUCACAACUGGGACUACUCCUGCCUUUACUUUCCACAUCCUUUCUAGCUCCUCUUUCAGAACCUUCUCAGGUUCUCCUUUCUGAUGUUAUGGUCACAGGGUAUUGCCACAUCCACCACCACUGCAGUCUUUUCUGUUCCUUGUCAACCAACACAAUUAUAGGUUGGUUGGCCACUACUUGCUUGUCUGUCUGGAUCUGGAAGUCCCACAAGAUUAUAACCUUGUCAUUCUCAACUACCCUUUACGGUAUCUCAUCACAUCUGAACUUAGGUGGGUCCAGCUCACAUUCUGUGCCGAUAUUUUGGUAAACAAUCCCAGCAACUAGGUUGUGCAUUCCAGUGUAUGCUUGUACCCAGCUACUGUAUGCUGGAUUGUCUCAGAGGCCUAUUUGCUCAGUCUGCAACUUGGGUCUUGUCUGGUGUGGUAUAACCCCUGCUUCUGUUAAUCUGGUGCUAAGUGCUUUGUCUUGUGCUGGGAUUAGUGCCCCUGUGAUGUCUUUCAGUCUUGCAUUCACUGGUAGGAUUUCAAAAUGUGAGCCACAUCCACUAUCUGCCAGAUAGUGGUUUGCUUUGCCAUGGAACCUCCACCUUUUCUGCUUCCUAUAUCUGUUUUUGCAUCAGAAAUUCCCUUAGCAGCUCAUCUUUGGGAACCAUCUUCAUGAUAUACUUGUUGAUUUGAUAUUCAUCAAGUCCCGACCUCCUUCCUUCUGGAUGGUGUACAGUCACUGGUUGCUGGAUUUCAGGUGGGAUUCUCCUUUCAUGAUGAGUAGUUUCCAGAUCUUGCCAUCCAUGGUGAUAAGGUAUUUUCUUGGUCUUCUCUUCUCUUCUCUAUUAUUCCACCUGAGCACCUGAUGACUUUUGAGCUUGCCAUUGAGCUGGGACUCCAGCACCCAGAGACUGUACACCAGACAGAAAGGAGAUACGUGUCAAGGCCACCGUCCCCGAUGAAACACAAAUAGUAUCCACAUACUGAAUCCACAGUACAUAAUGAAAAUGGCUCCCAAAGAUGAAUUGCUAAGGAUAUGCCAGAGGAUGUAGAAAAGGAGUAAGGUCCAUGGCAAGACAAACCUCUCCAUGGGGUGAACCACGGUUAAAUAGUGGAUGUGGCUUACAUUACAAAACCAGCGGUUGGAAAAUACAGGAUUGAAAAACAGUACUGAGACACUAAUCCUGGCAGCUCAGAAACAGGUACUCAGCAGCAGAUCAAUAGAAGCGGGGGUAUACCACACUAAACAAGACCCAAUGUGCAGACUGUGCAAAUAGGCCUCUGAAACAAUCCAAAUGAUUAGGUUGAUUAUUCUAUAGUAAGGGUGGAGUGUUUACAAUGUCCAGUUAAUGGGUCAAUGAAAGGAAGAAGUCUCUUGCUUCAUGGUACAAGUAGUAGUAAGGAGGAGAGGAGACUUAUUUUUACUAUGUGCGUUAUAGGUAUUCAGACCAAGUAAAUUUCAGCCCCUUGUUCAUGAACAUUAGACUUGUAGGGUUAGUAAUAUUAUUUUUCUUUUUCCCUCCCUUAACCCUACUGUACAUACCAGUGUGAGAACUUAGUUUAAUAAUGAUUAAUUGUAUUCUUUUUUCAUUUUGUAAAAAUGGAGAGCAGUCUCAUUUUAAGUUGAAAAUAAAGGAUUUAUUCAAAACUGAAAUUAAAAAGUCAGUGGACAGCUGACCACCCACUGGCCUUUUCCUCCCAGACAAGAAUAACACUUUCCCACAUAUUCAGUCUGUAGCAGUAGUGACCGUUCUUUAGUGUAGAAAAAACACAGUGCUCUAUUAGCUUAUUCCAGCGGCAUCUGCAGUGGAAGCAGGCAUAGCCACAAUGCAAGACUCAGUCAGGCAGGAUGAAACCACUGCAAUGAAAAGCAUUAGAAAAAACAGGUAGUCUCAGCAGCAGAAUAAAUGUAAUUUAAUUUGUAAACGUUUUGUAAAAUCUGGUAGUGAAUAGAAACAAUUCAAACAACUUUGAAAGGAGAAGUGUAUUGCCAAUUGGAUUUCUGCUAGCAAAUGAUGACUCUUCAGGUAUCAAAGUGAACCCAAGUUGGUUGGAUUGAACUUUAGAAAGACUAUUUCUCAUUCAUUGUUGAGCAUUGUCGAUUCAAAAUGUUCCCUGUAACAGAAAACAAUUGCUCACUUUGGACAUUUUGGACAGUUUUGAAGGCCAUGGGCUGGCUGGGAGGCUGUCAGUGAGGGGCACUGCCAUUAUUGGCAAAGCCACAUGGAGACCAUCCAUCGUGUUUAUAAGGUGAGCUUACAAGGGGAUGACCUGUCCCAAACUGGCAUUACUGUGACUCAAAUUUUCUGUUAUGAAAAACAUAGCAUCAUAGAAUGUGAUGGGCAGAUAAGAGCCAUUCUGUCCAAUUUUCUAAAUACUCUCAUUAGUUCACAGCCUUAUCUUAUAGCUAGUAUAGCCUUAUGCAUAUUCCACGCAUGCUUAAACUCCUUCACUGUGUUCACCUCUGCCACUCCAGCUGGAAGGUUAUUCCAUGCAUCCACUACCCUCUCAGUAAAGUACUACUUCCUGAUAUUAUUUGUAAACCUUUGCCCCUUUAAUUUAAGAUCAUGUCCUCUUCUUAUGGUAGUUUGUCUUCUUUUAAAUAUAGUCUCCUCCUUUACUGUGUUAUUAUUAUUAUUAUUAUUAAUAUUAUUAUUGCCAAUUAUAAAGCGCCAACAGAUGCCGUAGCUCUACAAUAUUUUGAGAGGGGGGAUGUAACAAUAAAUAGGACAAUUACAAGAAAACUUACAGGAACAAUAGGUUGAAGAGGACCCUGCUCAAACGAGCUUACAGACUAUAGGAGGUGGGGUAUUAGAAACAUUAGGACAGGAAAUAUCAAGUAGGAGUGAAGCAGAGCUGGAGGAGAGAGCAAAGCACUGUCUCAUAGGAGAGAGCAGGAGACAGGUAAGGUAGAGAUUACUCUGGCCUGAAUACUGGCCUACUGCCAUUGGAAAGGAGAUAUACCCUACCACCACUGGAGAACCCCUUUUUGAGGACAUCCAAGGACCCUCUACAUAUCCAUAGGCGGGGAUUGUACCGUCCAGGCGCUCAUAUCUGGAGCUGAGUAUAGGCUCCAGAAAAUUGUAAGUGCAAUUCCUUUCCCUUCAUUUACUAUCACUUAAGAUCUCAAUAUACUACACUAUAUCCGUGUCUUUUUCCUUCCCUCCUCCAUAUCGCUCUGAGCAUGGGAAUUCCUUCACAGAUGCUACUCCCUGAUCCUACUAUUUUUCUACUUUACCUAAAGCAUUUACACACCUACAUAGAAUCAAUCUUACAGAGAUUUAACCAUGUUACCAUCUCUGUCGUGACCACAAACUUAAUGUGCCUACUUGUGCAUGCCUGCUCUCCCAACUAUUUUUAUACCAUUCAUCUGAUUGACUGCAAGAUGUUUGCUGAAGUGUGCUUCAGCAUGUAGCAAGACAUAUAAAUAGCCCUGCUUCCCUAAAAAAUCACCCCAGUUUAACAUGUGCUACAUCCACUGCUACCACUAUGCCCAGGCACCAGGGGCUGCUACAUGUAUGCCAUAAAGGAAAGGAACUCAUGCUGGCCACUUGGAAUACUCCAUAAAUCUAUGGUGAAGUGCACCCACUGACCUACAGCCUUAGCCAGCUGCUCCUUCACUAGAAUAACAGGAAUGGAACUAUCUUCCUGCUGAAUGUGAAUCAUGAUGGAAGUAUGUUUUGAACUUCAGCUCCAUUAGUCCCUAUGUUACUUCAGGCCUGAUGCUAGGUAAUUUACUAAACACUGGAUUUUGUCUAAAGGGACAAAUUCGGGUGAAAAUUGCCAAAUUCCUACUGGAAUAGCAAGUCUCACAAUUACUAAAACUUAUUUCACUUGAAAUAGUCCAAGCUGUCUAAUCUGCAAAAAUCUUUCAGAUGCAUUAAAUAUGCAUUUUAAAAUUACUGCUUUUCGCAUCCAAAACCUGUACAAAAUAUAGGAUUAAAAAUAUUUUUAAAGCGUCAAUUUUAAUAUAAAGUAAGAAUGAAAGGAAUUCACUAUACCCCCUGCCAUGCAGCAGGUGGGAGCAUACCUAUUAAAUAGUGAGUAUCAAGUGGCUGCUCACUGUAACUAUAAACUAGUGACUGGUCAGUUAAAAAGGACCUAUUCACAUAACAAAAUAAGACCUAUUUUCCCUCUUUAUGAAGGAAAGUAUAGCUGUUUAUUUGUUCCUUUUUCCCCCCUACUGUUGGUCCCUUCAUUUGAUCUGGGAAUAAAAUCAACAUUUAAUGCCUGUCCCCUAACAAGCAAUCAUCCUUUUUCAUAUCUCUUUAUUGGACAGAAGAUUCAAUACACAUGAUUGGGAAGACCUCUUGUCCAUCACUCGAAACUAAACUUGUUAUCUGAUCCCACUCAAAAGGAAAAAAAAACUGCCUCUUCUCCAUUCCAACCCACCUCUUUUUCUGCUGCUAGACACAGAACUCUGAAUUAAGCACCAAGCCAAACACAUUAAGUCUUUCAUGAGUUAUUUUUCCCUAGGUUCUCAUGGUGGAUUUCUACUGAUCACCCAGUCAGCCUGAAUUCGUCUCAGUUGUCAUGCAUUUGGAAACAAAUCUUCAAGUCUAUUUUACAGCAACUAGUAAAUAAACCUUAGUAUCUAUAUUUGGGUAAUAUAUGAAAGCCUGUCGUGUCUAUUUUAAAUAUUUUUUUAGCUUACUAUGUCCUCUUAUUUGACUAGAGUAUUAGAUAACUUCUCCUCCUGAAGUGCUGGCAGCACUGUACACAAUGAGUCCUCCAAACAUCUGUGUACUAUAUGAUGAGUUGACAUCAUUUACAGUCUCUCUAUGCAAGACAAAGGGGCAGCAGGUGCCCCAUCAAAGUAAUUUGUUUCCUAACUAGGAGAGGAAUAGCAUGAGUGGAGGUUAGCAUUUAAAGAUUCCCAAAGCACUUCACAUUGCUAAAGUGCUUUAUGUGUGAUUAGUCUACUUUCUUUUUUUCCAUUCUACAAAAAGUUCAGAAUUAAAUAGAGAUGGCACUUUCAUAAAUUAACUUUGUUUUAUCUCCACGGCUGUCAGACAACACAUCCUGUUACUUCCUGGUUUGGGUAGCUCAGUGGAGCUAAAUUCAAGAGGCAUCAACUGCCCAAAGCACAGGCCUAGUAAUAACUCAUUAAUCUGCAUUUACAAGUCUGUGAUCAGACAGCCAUAUAAAGUCUGGACAGGGUUAGAAAGGUGGGCUUGCAAAGGCAUCAGGCAAUAGAUCUGCCACUGUUGCAAGCUGCUUUUUUAUAUACCACCAAUGUAAAAAUGCAUAAUUAAAUGCAUUAAUGUUUUCAAUGUGGUUAUAGUUACUAAAUAAUGAUAUAAAUAAAAAAUGAUAAAGUCUCAAUAAAAAUGACACUGAGAACUGGUUUUUAAACAAUAUAAGGGAUACUUAAUACAUAUUGUAACUUUAAGAAACCAGCACUGAGCAUUAGUAAAAAAAGAUUGUCCAUUAAUCUAUAAUAUGGUAUAUUGUAUAUUUUAUAUAUAGAUACCAAAUAAGUGCCACAAAAAUUUAAUAAAAUUAAAAUACUUUAUUGGGAUUCUAUAGAAAGACGAAAUGGCACUAUAGAUGGACUAUCAAAAUCAAAAUUAGUGAAGUAGAAAAAAAUGGAUCAAAUAUCUAUGGAGGGGAGGACCAAAAUCUAAAAUAGGAAUAUGAUAUCUAACCUCAAAACAAUGAGGUAAAAGUUGAUAGUAAUAGAGGCAGGCAGUCAAAACGUCAAAUAAGGGGAUAUAAAUAUAUAGGUGUCAAAUAGAUCUGCCCUAUUACUCCUAUAUUGGAGUGUUCUAUACUGAGCACUCAAUAUUCUGUGCUGUCCCCACUAAUAUAUAAAAAGGCAAAAAGCCACCCAAUCAGGAUAAUUGGACAGAACAGCAUAUACAAAAGGAGAAAAUAUAGAGCAGGAAAUAUAUAUUCCCUGCAACUCCUAAAACAAACACCUUCAAGGGUGUUCUAUACUGUCCCUAAAAAAAAAAAAAAGAGAAAGAGAGAGAAAAUAGAAUGGAUAUUGCUGCCUGUCCCCCCUCCAAUUCGAUAGCUCAGUGCUGAAAACGGAAUACAGCUAAAGUGCUUAACAAGCAAGUGCCACCAUUCGUGAAGAGAGUGUAAGCUAGAUGUGAACCCGACGUGUGUUUCGGUGCUUCUGAUGCACCUUCGUCUAAGGGGCUAAGAAAUACCUUGUGAGGGAGAUUGACUUUUAAAUCCUUAGUAGCCAAUCAUGUUCGUCUCAAAAUUUUCUCGGUAAGUGUAGAGAGGCGUGAUGUAGGUGGAGAAAUUGUAUGCGUGUCAACGCCUUUUGUGACGUACGUGGCCUUUGACUCCACCCCCCUCCACAGACAUACGUGGGAUCGGACGCAUAGAUAGGCGUUUCCAUUCCCACGGAGGCGUUGACACGCAUACAAUUUCAUUUUUAUUAAGACUUUGUCAUUUUUUAUUUAUAUAUUCUAUUUCGGGUACAGGCCCUCUAUUUGGUGGAUCUGGAACCACCAUUCUGACCUAUAUGAGUUCCACUCUCACAGUUUUGUGAGUUGUGGAUACACACGCUCAAUACUUAAAACAUUACUAAAUAAUGAUUUGUUUUUGGGGCGAUUUGGGAGGUGGAGUGCCCUUUUAAGUUCAAUUUUACUUUUAGCAUCACCUUUUCUCUGCACUAUAUACUUAAUGAGUGCCCCUGCCUAGAUCAGGAGAAGGCAACCUCUGGCUCUCCAGAUCUCCCAUAAUGCUCAAACAGAUAAACGUGUGUGUUGUAUAUUAAAACAUGCAGGUUCUGCACAGGAAAAAAGUGGGACAUAUCUUGACCAUAAUUUUUUUUUUUAAAUCAUUUUUUUUUCUUUCUAAAGAAGAGGCAUACUUUAAAAAUAGUGGGAAAAUAUACAUAAAAUAGAUAUGUAAAAUAUUAUUUGAAAAUUGCAUAUGUAAACAUUUCUUUCUUCCGUAAUAUAAUUUUAAAUGUUUUACAAAACUAUUUAUAUCACUGUAUGUUUUUUGUUCUUUAGAUAAAAAGGGAGGUGGUGAGGCAGGGAAAAAAAAUGCUGGAGCAAAGAACUUGGAAGUCCCUCCUCGUAUAGCUGUGACAAAGCCACCAGGUCCAUCUGGAACAUCUCAGAAACCUCAAGUGGGUCAACGAGGUUAA